This is a messenger RNA of Xyrichtys novacula (pearly razorfish), 73607 nucleotides long. The record is from the annotation of a GenBank genome assembly. Lineage: Eukaryota; Metazoa; Chordata; Actinopteri; Labriformes; Labridae.
AUGGGGAAGGACCAGGAACUGCUGCAGGCGGUAAAGACCGAGGACCUGCUCACCGUGCAGAAGCUGCUGCAAAGGCCCCGACCAGGGAAAGCAAGUAAGACACUGUCCUUCUGCUCCAUCAUUUUCUACCGCUUUAACAGCCCAUAACACCUUUACUGCAACCCAUCCCUCAAUGGUGGUGUGGGGGUAUCUGUCACAUACCGUUACUGGCUACCAGGCCCAACUGAGGAUGAUGUAAAUGUGUGUGUGUGCGUGUGUACGCGCGUGUGUGAUUGAGAGGGCGGGAUGGAGAGAGAAAGAGAGAGAGAGGAGGGAUUGCAUGCAUCAGGGUGUAUCAGGGGAGAUUAGUGGUGUGAUUGAAGACUGACAGCCCAUCUUUGAGACCCCUGUCUAAGUGCACUGCAGCAGGGGGGAGAGACAGUGGGAGGAAGGAAGGAGGGGAGAAAGAGAAGUGUGGUUCUGGAUGAGACCCUGUCUCACACACAAGAGCUGAUGCCGAUGGCCUUUUGAUUUCUAAGGUCUAACAUCACCUCAAAUGGCAAAGGAGAGUUGCAUACUCAGGGAUUCAAGUACAUGGAUGGUUAAAAGUGAGUGACACUAUUCUGUGUACUGCUUCCUCUGCUCUGUAUGACUCAAUGCUUUUCUACUUGUUUAAUUUCAGCAAGCAAUAUAGCACUACAGUAUCUAACAAUGUUUUGCUUCCACAGCCCACUCUUAUGUGUGGGCAAUUCAGAGAGAAGCCAGCAAGGGCUGCAGAUAGAUCAUUCUGUAGAGGCUGUAAGCUGCCACAGUGAUACUUCUGCUGACAAAUAACUUGCUAAUAUAGUUAUCAGCAGACAAGGACAGAUGCUGCAGGAGCGCAACUGCAUGCAUUGCAUUUUUUGCAGAUGCGAUAUAAAUCAUAUUAAUGCUCAGACGCAGAAUGUAAUUGAUGUUUAAUGUGUAUUCAAAACAACGCCGUUUACUAUGAUGUGGUUUGAGUCAGGCAGGUUGGCAGUAUCUGACCCAUUGCCCUCUAUGCAGCAGGUGGGCUUCGUCUGAAUAACAGGGGGUGGUGUUAAUGAAAAAAUAUGAUUCCCUAAUUAAACCUCUCAUGGGUGUGAUGAUUGUAUGGGAAUUAUUGAUCAAAGUCACAGCGCAGUCGUUGUAAAAAUGGGCUGAAAUCACUUGGACUAAAAAUAUCAAGCCCACCCAUGCAGGUGUUUCCAGUUAAUCAGGCUAAUUAAACCUCCACCACACCUGCAUCAGGCCUUUAAUUAAACUUUUAUAUACCCCCAUCGCAAUGCUGGUUAAAUUCAGGGUGCCGCAGAAGUCAUCCGUCCUCUUUGAGUUGAUUUAUUCCUGAAUAGACCUACAGGGGGAAAAAGACACGUGAAAGGUCAAUGAAUCACCAUCAGUCCAUCACAUCUGUAGGGGAGAGUAGGGUAAGUUGAGCCAAAGGGUAAGUUGAGCCACCCCUUGUUGCUUGGAAAUGGUAAAAGAAAUUGAUCAUGUGACCAAAUAUUUAGGAGAUGGGCAUCAAUUCAUGGAGCCUGUGAAGAUUAGAAGCACAUGGGUGAAGGGGUUAGACAUUUAUUUACAAAAAAACAUCUUUUACUCUUGUUGUUGAUCAUAGGAGACCACUUUUUUUGGCAUGCUAUACUAUCAAGACAGUUAUGUUUACACUCAUUCUGUUGGUUUUGCAGGGAUGAACAACAUCUUGAAAUCGAUGCAGAUACACUAGUUAGAGACAAAACUAUGAUCGUCUUGAUGUAGUGAUCUGAAAUAUAAAAAAUGUCUCAUCUUACCCCACUCUCCCCUAUAUGAAACUCUAAAAAUGACUUUAUUACUCAUUUCAAGUUAAGUUUAGCAUUUGGUGGCAAACAAAGACUACCUGUCUUUUAUAGGACUUGCUUUGUACUGAGCUAGCUUGAUACUGCACACUACACCGACGGCAAAGCUCACUCUGCAGGAUUCUGUAGAGUACAGCACAUGGCCUCAAAACAGUUUGUAGGAGUCAGUGGGGUGCACUGCACUAUUGCACUCUACAGGCAAUAGUGGAGCAGAUCACAUACGGGAAACCCAGAGGAUUUAAGAUAGUCAGCAGACUUGUGAAAAUACAGACAUUCCUUCGCAUAAAAAGGGGGCUGGUAGGGUCUGGGUAAUUCAGACACGGCCUAUAAUAGUGUCUGUGGUGCUCAAAGGAAUAAAUUAUGUGCAAAGCUUGUCACAAAAUGAACUUUAGGCGACAGCAAAGUGCACUCCAGAAUCAGGCCACUCUCAGGCUACUAUUUAGUGCAUCAAAUACAGAUGGCAGGUAAGCCAUUGGACUACAGUGCACAUGGCAAUGAAAGCAAUGUAGAGCUUUGAAUUCUGCAUGAAAAAGAAAAAAACACAUGCUGCUUACCAGCAAAAUGUAUUAAAAAGCUGCUAGAAACAGUAUGUACUUUUCUGCUAUUAUAAGCUUUUCCCUUAGGGUAAAAUAAAUAUUUCUGUUCAGAACAGUUGAGGCAAAACAAAUUAAAAAGUGGAAGCCACACCAAGAGAGGAUGGAUAAUGAAGAAACAUGACAAUGAUGCAUUCUGGUUCAUAUAACCCAGUAUUAGUCACCUGUAUGAGGACGCUCUGGUUCAACCUGAUGGCCGGAUCAGAGAUAUGAAUCAAGCUGUAACAAGUAUGGUAAACAGAAAGAACAUGUCAGAGUAGAUUAAUGUUUAUAGCGCUUUUAUUUUGCUUGCGUUUGAAUGUUUUCUUAUACUGCAUACUGUCCUCUAUAACAGUGGUUCUCAAGUCUAGUCCCCGAGGCCCACUGUCCUGCAUGUUUUGGCUGUUUCCCUGCUCCAACACACCUGAUUCAAAUGAUCAGCUCGUUAUUAAGCCAUUACAGAGCUUGAUAACGAGCUAAUCAUUUGAAUCAGGUGUGUUGGGGCAGGGAAACAUCCAAAACAUGCAGGAUAGUGGGCCUCAAGGACUUUCCCUUUAGAAAUAUAAGUUUAACCAAGCAGCAACCUUGACAAAAGUUGCAUUCAUGAUAAGUGGGCCGUAUAUAUUCGCCUGGUACUCCUGUUGCUUCAUCCUCCCCUAUGCACUUGUGUUUCUUAUCAUAUUUAAUGGAGCAGCAUGCAUGUCACCAUCAAUCAUUCGUGUGGCAUCUAAUGACACAGGCCGCCAUCACUCCUCAAUAAACAGUUAAUCACUAUUCAUCAUCCUCACAUUACUGGCUCACUCCAUCACUUUACAGCCACAUCUAUAACUUACACUUUUGUGUGCGUGUGCUGAAAAGGCCGUCUGGCUCUGAAUGAAGGUUUAGCUCAGCUGUUUAGCUUUGGCCUUCAGCGUCCCCUUUUUUCCAAAUCCUGUCAGUCUGUGGAGCAUCGCCCUGCCUUUUUCAGCAUCACACUUUAGCCUGUCUUUGAGUAACUGACAGCUGGCGCCUCACAAAAAGUUGCACUUUGUAAAAUUUCAUCCGUGUCUAAAACUGGUUUUGUUUUAGUUCUUGAAAAGCUGAGUGUUUUGGGGGAUUGGCUUUAAGAGUGUCUGCUGGACACUGAUAUUACAUGAGGCGCACCAUGAUCUGUUCUUUCUGCAACAUAAUCGCCCAAAACAAAAACAAAAAACCAAACAGGGCAGACAAAAACAGCUAGGCAAUAAAGACAGAGUGAAGCAGAGUCCCAGACAAACAGCAGGGAGGUGUAACGCCAGGCUGAUGUUAACACAGACCUGUUUGUCAUCUAGCAUUAAACACAAGGCUCGCAGGACAGAUGUGUGUGUGCAUGCCAGUGUGUGAGUGAGGUUUGUGGUGGCAAAGACUAGUGGUUGGAUUGUGUAAGCGAAGCUGUACAUACAUGUAGAAGCUGGUAGGGUAUGUGUGUGUGUGUGUGUUAAAUGGGGUCUGGCAAAGGCCGUGCCCUGCUGCAACUCAUUUACCGUCACCCAGGUCAGACAGACAUUCUACACAGAUUCACCUGCACUACAGACCCAAACACACACACACACACACACACUUCUACACACUCAUGCAAACACAUCUGCUGCCAUCUGGAGAGUCACCAUCAGUUUGCUGUGAAUGUCCCCCCUGUGCACGUGGUCUCAGACGAGGUCAUGAGUGUGUUUGUGUACAUGGAGCAGACCUUGAGUGUGACUGAGGUCUGUGUUUGUUAAUGGGCUGUUUCAGCGUGUGUGUGUCGGUGGGGGCGGUGUAAUCGGUAAUGGUGGUUGUUUACUGUGUCUCAUUAAAAGCUUUGUGCGUGUGUGUGUGUGCAUGUGUGUGUGUGUAUGUGUGAUGUAUCAGUAAAACGGUUCGACUUUAACCUCUGGCACACUACCCCUCCUCUCUGUUUUCUGCCAUAAGAGACUGACAUAUGCUUCCAUUGCCACACAUCACUCUCUGCCUCCUUCCUCUUCUUUCUUUGAAGCCAGGAGAGAUGCUAAUGCUCGAGGACCGUUCUAGAAACAAACCCCCUGUCCCUCUCUCUCUCUCUCUCUUUCUUUCUCUCUCUCUCUCUCUCUCUCUCUCUCUCUGUUGAUGUGCAAGGCUGGCAGAGGAGUAGAGCAGAUGAUUGCAUCCACACCAGUGCACAUUCACAAUAGGGCAUGCAGGCAGGCAGACAGAGAGGAAGCUUCACAUACUGUCAGCCACAGUCUUCAUAUUGCUCAGCUGUACUCUGUCACAAACUUUACGCCUUCGUUAGGAGACAGCUCGUCAGGGACAAAGAUGAAUCUUAAAUACCUGCAAAGAUUUUUUUGUUGAAAUGCAAAAGCUGUGAGCCUUAAAGGUACUGUGGGUAACUUUUGGUGCCCCAUGGCCAAAGAUGUAAAUCUAUAAACUUUGCAGAUUUCAUUCUGUACUAGAGAUGUACCGAGUAUUGGCCGAUACUGAUCCAAUACUACUGUUGAAUGAAUGAACUGUAUACUUUGCCUUGUGAGUGAAGGCGUCAGGCUUGACAUUAGUCGUGUUAAAAAAAAGCUAACAAAUUAACACAGAUAUGAAUUUACUAAAUAUUAUUUAAUAACAAAUAACCAAAUGCACAUUAGCACACAGUAAACAUUUAGUGCAGAAGGAUAGACAGACAGAAUAUAGAGCGAACAGAAUCGCUGUGUUGCUGUGUCUGAUAUUAAUUAACAGAAAAAAAAGAUGGUAUCGGAACGCUGGAUCAGCAUCAUUCAUCAGGUAUCCAAUCCAAUAAUCUGUCAGUAUCGGAGCCAAUAUUCUGUACAUGCCAAGGUGACAUUUUCUGACAGAAAAUCAUAACUAUACUUUUAUCUGAUUUACUGGAUUAAAAAAGAAGUCUGUCCUUUUGUGUGGUUUCAGACACUCAGAUUUACAAAAGGAAUAGGAAAAUUAUCCGCCGUGAUGCUGGUGAUUUCCCUUUCCUUUUAUCCAGGUGUUUCACAAAACAUUACAAACUCUUCACGGCGACUUUAACAAAGCAGAAAUCCAAAAUUGAGCAAAAGAUGCUAAAAUGCUUUUCAAGAGUGGAAAGAAACUGCUAGAAAAUUGAGUCAAAAUUACACUUGAAAUCAUGUUUGUGAGCUGGUUGUAUAAAACCUGCGGUUCAAGUUGAAUGUACAGUAGAUCUGUUGUGAUACAUUUACUAUUGUGCAAUAUCUUUUCAUGUUUUGUUGAAUUGACUAAGAUCCUGCAGUGAUUAUUAUCCAGUGCAUGCAUAAUGAUCAUACCAAGACUGAUGGGUAUUUUUUGGAUAAAAGAUAAGGUUUAUAUGAAACAGCUGCAGUGUGUGUGGGGGUUUACUUUCGUAUAAUUUCAGAAGACCUUGAAAACAUCACAUAGAAUGUAGGGGGUUUUCUGAUAGCAGCAAGGCCGCUCGUCAAAGCAGACAAAUUGGACCUUGUUUAUGCUGACACUAAGUUUAUUCUUAUAAUCUACUUGAAAUAUUAAACAUCUCUGUUUAUCUUGCAAUGAGGAAAACUGAUGAAAUGCUUCAUUCAUUAGUAAAGAGUGUCACAGCAAGUUGAUCGAGAGCACCUCUGGUAAUUCAUUUCAAGUAUACUAAGAUUCAGUUUUAUGGAUUUUGAAUUUUAUCUUGAAAAUUUUAUUAGAAACAAUAAAUUUGAGAAAGUGGAGUAUUGCCUGGCUGAGUUCCCUGCACUUUCCUCCAAAACAUCAUCACUCAGCUCUCUGCUGACUGCCUCCAUGAUUGAAUUACAGAACAGAUAGAGGAGGAAAGGAAAGGUGUUGGGAUAUUUGUGUGAAAAAAGGUAUAGCGCUCAAGAAAACAGAAACAGGGAGCGGGAGGGAUAUAAAAGGAAAAGAGGUGGUUUUUUUAUUUGAUGAGCAGGUAGGAUGAGAGGGGGAGGGGCGAUGAUAGGCUGAACAUGAUGAAAGAGAGUACAAGGGAACGAGUGAUGAAACAGAAGAAGAGCUGAACAGCAUCAUUUCCACCUCACUUUUAUUGCAGACUGCUAUGCAAACAUGAUGCCCUGCAGUCUCUUUCUCCUACACACACACAAGCUCAUCUGCACAAAGUAACGCACCAAAAACCAUAUAGUUUAAUGGGUCACUGGCUAGUUCAGGGAGAAGACGAGAGCAGUGCAGGUGAGGAAAUGGGAGGAAGGGAGGAAGGGAAGAAAAAGAAACACAGGAUGGGGAAGCAAAUCAUAGGGUAGGAUAGAGGAAACAGCAGGAGGUGGUAUAAGAAAGAAAGGAUUAGGAAAGAAAGAGGAGAAGAGGACAGCGUUGGAAGUUUUAAAUCGCUAAUUGACUGAAAAGAAGAGAGGAGAUAGAGAGAGAGAGAGAGGAAAAGGCAGAGAGAAGUUGGUUCAGGACAAUACAAGACUGUAAAGGGGAGGGAAAUAAAAAUGAAGGAGAGAAACAGUCAAGACAGAGAAGGAAAGGAAAAGAAAGAACGGGAAAAGAAGGGAAAGAUAAAGAAUAAAAAGGACAGGGAUAUGUGGGAAAGAACAGAAAAGGAAAUUACAGAAAAGUAAGGAAGAAAAGGAAACAGCAAAAGGAAAGGAAAGUAAGUUAAAGAGGUAAUGUUAGAAAAAAAAAGAGAGAAAGAAAGCAAAAUGAGGCAAACACUUAUAGAGGUGAUAAUAAGGAUGAGCAGGAAAAAGGGGGCAGAAGAAGAAAAGCGGCACAUGUCUGAGGAGGUGUUUACUGAAGGUUAACAGUGAUUGUUCUCAGUUUCACUCCACUGUAGCCCAGUGUAGACGAACAGUAUUAGAGGUGAAGGGGAGUCAGGGGUUUAGUCUUGAAGGAAAGACCACCCACCAAAUAAAAAGGGCAGCGGGGUGGGACCUCCCUCGCUCUAUCAGUCUUCAUUAUAGAUGUGGCAUUAACCACCUGCUGCAGUGGCUUAUAACCUGCACACACACUCGCACACAUACACAGUCAUGGCACUGGCACAGGGAGGUACAGACUGGAAUUAUCAGCGUGUGUUGUUAUUGUUGAGACAUAAGUCUGGCACUGCAGACAGGGGACAAAAGUCGUUAGGUUCACACACACACACAUUGAUAUAAAACACAUGCGCACAGCUUAGUAUGCAAGUCAAUCUCCUGCAGACAUGAGAUUUCAUUCUCAGAGAUGUCAAGGAGGAAAACGGAUAAAAACAGAAAGAGAGACAAGAGACAGCUGAGCCAUGUCGUUUGAGAAUUUUAUGUAACUAAUACAGAAGCUGCAUGCAUGCGUGCGUGGGUGUGUGUUAGCUCGCAAAGGUGUGUGCGCUUCGGAUUGCGACUGUGCUUUUUCAUUGCAUUGCAGGAUUUUCCCACUCGCACCCUAAAUCCAUAACACUGAGUGAAUUUUUAUUGCUUCAGGUGCAUGUUGAAGCAGCUAAUAAAGGCAGGAAAUUAUGCAUUUCUUCAGACUCAGCUCCUAAACGUACACUGACAUAGUCCAGACAAGGGUUUUACUGUACUCUACGUGAGAGGCUCUCAGAAAAUGUUCUGCCUGCUCCAACAGUGAAUACAUUUAGCAUCGCCUUGGGACUUUGUGAAUGAAUGCUGGUGCUCUUGCUAUGUAAGCCACUAAAAGCAGGGCAGUGACACAGUUUGGGGGUGGAUUCACGGCUUGGGAAAAUGUAUCGCACUCUGACACACCCUUAAGUCCCUCCAGACAAAGUUUCUGGAAGUGAUUUCUGGCUGAUUUCUAACAUUUGCUUAACACUACAGGUUGAAUAUCAGACUGUGUCUUGGCUUCAAUUUUCUGGUCUGUUGAUCUUGUUGGCUGAAACAACCAGCUUGCUUAAUUGGGCUAAUGUUAGCUUUUUAAUUCAGAAAUAAUAUCUUCGCCUGGCUUAUCUGUUUUCAGCCCUUUGAUAUUCUCUUUACACACAAAAUCAUAUUAAGAAGCUGAAUCUAAAGCUACAUGCCCUCGGCAAUAACAAAGUUUUCUUGUUCCAAGUGGAAGAAAUGCAAAUAGUGUCAGCAUUAUUCUUAGACUGCAGCGUGUGACUAUGAUUUCAUAACCCUGUUUUACUCAACAACUUCUCUAUAUCCAAACUUAAUGUGAAUAACCUGAAAAUACUUCACUCAAAGAAGUUCUUUGCUCUCUGUUUAUCUUGUCUUGAAUGAUAACAGGAUGAAGAAUAUGCUGUUUGAUUUCAGAAAACUGUAGUCCAAUCAUCAACCAAAAGGCCUAAUUCUGCGUUCGAGUACCUCGGAAGUCAGAAGUCCGAGCAGAAAAUGACGUCACUUCCGAGUUACCAGUGUAAAAUCGGAGGCGGAAACAAGAUGGCUACAUCUUCGAAAGUUAUUUUAGUGCUUGCCUUGUCUUAAUAUAAGGUAAGCACUAGAAUAACGUUCGUAGAUGUAACCAUUUUGUUUCAGGCCUCCAAUUUGCUUUUAUCCAACUUUGUAUGUGAAACGCUGGGAACUCCGGUCCAACAUUUGACUUCCGAGGUAACUCAAACGCACCAUAAGUUACCUUGUUCAUGCCUGUAUACUCUCAUUGUAGCAUACCACAUGAAUGCAUAAGCUAAAUUCAUCAAAUAAUAUGCUAAUUUGGUAUAUUAUUUGAUGGUAUAAUGUUAUAAUGUUUGCUAUUAGCCCAAGGAGCAAACAUACUUUAUCAAAACGGUCAGUAAUUUAAAAGAGAAACUUUUACUGAAAACACAUCAGACACAUAUUAACAGUUAAUGUCGUUUAAAUGAUUAAAUAUGUCUGAAGAGGACUUCAAUCAUUAAUGUCAGAAUGAGGACAAGCUUGAAAUUUUUGAAAAUAGUGUUUUAUUAUUACUGAGAAUGAAACAAACUUUCUAAAGUUCAGUAAAGAGUGAGCAGUUUGUCAGAUUUGUGGAGACACUGAAGAUUGAAGCUCAAAUUAGAGUUGGUAUCAGUUUCUUACACUCUGAAACUCUAGAAAAUAACCUUGGAAACUACAGUCUGGCUCCACCAGGUCUCUGUAUCUCAACAUCUGUCAAAUAUGGCUGCCGGUUAAUGCCGCUGUAUUCAAUAACAUCACCAUUAGCUGUGACAAAAUAUCUGCACAGCUUUGUGUGCAUGUGUAUGUGUGUGUGCAUCCUGAUACAGAAAGCAGAGACCUAAGACCAGAAGGGACAGGCUUGCAGGACAGAUGUUAAGUCUCGACUAGUGUGUGUAUUUGCAUGCAUAUGUGUGUGUGCAUGUACAUAGACAUGCAUGUGUGAUCCAGUGGUUGGACAGAUGUUGUGUGUUGGAUUGGCGCCCACACAGCUGCAGAUUUACUAAAGGUUUCAUAUAAUGUAAGUGACCUGUGAGACAGGUUCGUGUUUUAAGUGAUUAAGUCUGUACGUGUUUACGUGUGUACAACACUUGAUGGAUGGUAUCCACAUCUGGCAUUUAUAGUUUUUUCUCACUGCCGGCUAUAAGAUACAGUUUGAACCCAGGGGGUACGAGUGUUAUUUCUGUGUUUUGACAUUUUCUUCAACCUUCAUCAACCUCAUUUCAUGCAUAGAAACUGAGAAGCUGUGCCCUCCGCACUGAUAGUUAUUGUGGGACAACCCCUUCUAGCUUUAGCCCUGCAGGACAAACAGAGUAUCCUCAUGGUUUAACAUCAGUGCAGCAGCCUCACAGCAAGUGCAUCUGUGCAACUCGAUUCAGCUGUUUCUACUGAUAAUCAUUUUGAUUGAAGAAAUCUCAUAAAAAGUUGAGCAGUUUCGUCAUACUGCUCUAAUAUUACACUGAGAUCCGGUAAUUGUUUUACCGAACUGUAAACAAGGUCAGAAAAGUGAAACAAAAGCGCCAAUUCAGGUUUCUAAUCACGAGUUUCCCCUCUUUUUUUCUCUUUUUUUUGUAAAUUAAAGGAGCAUUUACCCCUUUUUUUAAAAUAUCUAUUCGAUGAGCCAGCUUUUGGUUUCAGAUUAUUUUUUACACAUUUGGGACCAGGUAUCCGUCCAAAUGCUAGGAAAGGUCAAGGAAAUGAAAUAGCUUUUCAGGAUCAUUUAACUGUAAGAUAAUUUUUAAUGUAUUUAUCCUGCUGUUUUUGAAAUAGCAACAUUUUUCCCCCCUUGUUGUUGGGGUGGGAAUCAGUAGUGGCCCUAGGAAUUUUAACAUUUUGCAAUACAGUGAGUAAUGUGAUACGAUAUAUUGUAAUUUAUCAAAUUUUUUCAGCUGUUGAGCUAGUCUAGCAUUUGUGUUUCCUUUAUGUUUGUCUUUUUUACACAGUAUUUUAUUUUCAUGGAGCACAUCUUGCAAACCUCAAAUCCUGCUCCAUGAUGUCACCUCUGCCAACCUCACUGGACAAACAGUUGAUUUAAUUUUUUCAUUAUCAAAGAUUUGACUUCAUAUUAACAGUUAAUUUGAAAAAUUAAUACUUGGUGAUUAAGAUGAUACGAUAUAUCAACAGACAAAAUAUCACGAUACUAUGCUGUAUCGAUUUUUUCUCCCACCCCUACUUGUCGUUGUGGUGUUUAAAUGUCUUAUGAAAAACAGUCUUCCAUAUUUUGGUAAAGCUUGCAGAAACUGAACGAAAUGAUCUCUUCAAGAGAGAUUUAGAUAUAAAAGCCUCUUUUUCCUCAUUUCUGACUCAGACUACUAUCAACACUAACUCAACAGAUUGUCAAUUUACUGUUUAAGGUUGUGUUUUCAGGAGAUAGAUGGGGGUGUUUGUAAAAGCACAAACCCAAACAUUUCUACCUUUCAGCCUGUGAAAUCUCUCUGCCUCUCAUGAUGGUUCAGGGGAAGAUAUCUGGGUCAGAUUUAUUUUCCAGGAACUCUUCUAAAAUAUGCGUAAAGGCUCAUGGUGAGAGAUGAUCAGUGAACUUGCGACUGGAGGACAUUCAGACCAUCUGAGCCCAAUUCUCUGAGCAGCUGGGAAACUUGAGCAUUCGAAGUGAGUGUGAAGCCUCUGUCCUCCCUCAUGAAAAGAAAAGAAGAAAAGAAACAAAUCAACCAGGGGAAGGAUAAAAUGUUCAGUAGGAAUCUUACUCUUGGUGUAUUUUGGUGUGUCACAGUUGCCUUCCUUUCAACUGAUCUAAGACCAGCUGUAUCUGUGUUUGUUAGUACGGUUGCAUGGAUCAUAAAUUCUCUGAGGAUCUUUCGUUUGCACUGCCUGCAUCCAUCUUUUCCUGCAACGUCUCUGUUUCUUUCGCUCACCCCCGCCCCGUUACUCUCUUUCUACCCAAUGAAUCAGUCUGGCCGGCAGUGUGUCGCUGUCAGAGAGCCACGGAGGGUGAUUAGUCAUUUCAAACAGAGCCAGGAUCUGGACGACCCGAGCUGACAGCAGGAAAGAAGGACAGGUUCUGGAAGGUUCCACCACAGCAGCAGCAGCAGCAGGAGCAGCAGCUGCCCCUUCAGUCUGAUCUUUUUCCCUUUGUCGAUGAUUUCAGUGUUUUCAAACGGGAUGGGUUGAGAAGGACACGUGGCAAAGGUCACAGAUGACAUUUUUUUCAUUAGAAAUUUCAUCCAGAUGAGCCACAGUGAUUAUUCAACAUCUAUUGUGUCUUCUCAGGAGGAGCAUGUUCUUGUUGGUUAUUUGUGUUUGUAUCGUACGAUUGCUCUGUACACAUUAUGUAGACAUGCAUUCUUUAUAACACUUUGUCGACAACUCCUUUAAAUGCUUGUCUGAUGCUGUGAUAGUGUGACUGCACUCUUUUUAAUCAAGGACAUCUGAUAUUUACGAUUUCAAGUUGGACCCACUCUUUAUUGAGAAAUACAGAACGGAUGAUUUUAAGCAGAUGUGCAGAGGUAGGUGGUGUUACUGAGGUUACAUGGUGACUGAGCAAACACCACUGCUGCUUCUCUCAUUUUGUUAUUGAUACUUUGUUGUACUUAUCAUUUAAAAAGAGGGAGCGAGGAAACCUGAUCGACAAAAUAACACAAUACCUGAGGGUCUGACUCUGUGCUCAUGCUACAUUUACAGUGAUUUAUAUAGACAGUGGACAUUACUUUCAGCAAGGCCAGGGGGGGAAAUGAUGCGGCAGAAAACAAGAUUGGCAAAAAAAGUAUUCUUUCCACAUCAUCUGACUCAUGACUGACUAUAUCAAUAAAUUAAUGCCAAUUCAUUAUUAGAAGGCAUCUGUACAAAGGCUAAAAUCAAAUUUCAAACGUUGAUAUGGUGCUGGAAACUUCUCAGGACUUUUGGCUGCACAGGAGAAGAUGAAAUCCUAAAUCUGACUUUGAUUAUGAACGGAAAAGCAUGUGUGUCAAAAAUAUGAGCAGACAUGAGCUUCUCUGUGCAGCAUGUCUGUUUCUAGUAUCAUAUGUGUUCAGUUAACUCACUUCCUUUGAUCUCUUUGCUACAGUGGGUGUUAUUGACCCUCGGCCAAUCAGACGGUUGUUUUGCAGCGUGACAGCCAAUGGGGGAGAAGUUGUAGCAUCACUAAGCCAAUGAGCUCUGUUGUUUGUGUGUUCUGGCUUAUAUAGGCUGGUUGUAAGUACACAGCUGUUCAACACAUGCACAACAUGUGGCUUUGGCUCUGCACCAUACAUAGGAGUUGAGACUGAGUGUGAGUGCACAUAAGUGUAUGUGUGUGUGUAUGUGAGUGGGUAUAUGAAUGAUACCAAACCCACUCAAGCCAUGCCUGGUUCUGGUUUCAGUUUCCUACAUCUCUUUCAUCCCUCCCCCUCUCCUCUCCUCUGUUUUUUUUUUCUUUUUUUUUGUUUCUGCUCUCACUCUCUCCUCUCUCUUUUUCUGGAGCCAUCGCCAUGGCAACAAGCAAGCAGUGCAGGGCCAGGAAAUAUCUGGAUCAUCUAUGUUUUUUCCAACUCAGAGCUGCAGGGUCCAGUCAGACACUUAAGUCCUGUGCGGUGCAUUUUUUUGUGUGAGAGUGUGUGUUGUAGUAUGGGAUUACACCACAAUCUGACAAUAUGGAUUAUCACAGCAGACAGACUGGCCUUCUGGCUAUUAUAUUUGAAGUUUUUGUCUUUAUAUUGUCUUUUUUCUUCAUUCCUAAACUUUUUCACCUUAAUCAUCACUGUCUGUCCUCUUUCUCCUCAUCCUCUUGCAUAGACCCUCAUGUCCACCUCUUUCGUUUCUGUAUCUAUCUUCCUUCCCCUUCCUCUCCUGCCUCUAAUCUUCCUUCGCUCCUGCCUCUUUUUCUUUCCCUCCCCCCUCACCUGACUUGCCUCCUCUCAUGCAUCAGUUAUGUAAAUCUCUCACCUCACCCUCAAGGUGGAUGAGAAAUUCCUUUCACGUGCUUUCCCCUCUAAUCACUCCUACUCUGGAGACUCUGAAUUUUCAACUCCCUCUCUAUUACUCUCUCUCCACGCACCCCCAAACUGGUUAAUGAAGUAGGGGAACCCUGGGCCCCCUAUGUGUGCUACUAUGGUUGCAGGGCUGAGUGCCAGUAGGGGGGGAAGCAGUGGGUGCUAAGUGGGUAGUGAGAAAAGAGAGUUUAGUUGAGUUCAGCGCAGUUGUAGUUCCUCUUUCAUCAAUCUGUUCAUUUGGAUUUGGGCUGCCUUACAUGCACAAAAUGUAUCACAGCAGGCUUAUUAAUUAUUAUUAUAUAUUUUACUUUAAACUGGACAGAUAGACAAUUUAACAGUAAGUCAAUAAAAGGCAAGAAAAGCUUUUAUUCAGCGCUCUAAUGUGGAAGGUGUAUUUUGUGAAAGAUUAAUAAUUCAGAUGAAUAAAUGUUUGCAAAUACUGAACCACUGUGCCAAACCCUGCUGUGCAUGAAAGAUACUUGAAAAGUCUUGUUUUUAAAUCACUACACUAGGUCUACAUUAAAGAUCAGAAACUUAGAUUUUUUUAGAGUUGAAGAAAACAUCCUGCCCUACAUGCUGGAAAUAGUCUGGUCUACAGAGAUUUCAACUCGUUGCAGGACAGACAGAAGCUGCAGACACAGGUACAAUCAAGUUAUUGUUCUCUAUGUAACCCUACCACUUUACACACCACCCUGGUCCCCACAGUCACCUCACUCCUUCUCUUGUUUACCCUCUAAGCUUAAGUCACAUUCACACACAUAUAUGCAGAGCGUUUACCUAAGUUUGAACCGAGUUACAUCAUACGAGUGCAUAUAUUUAACAAAAACACAACACAAAUGAAUACAAACCAUAAAAAUCCGUUAGAAAAGCCUCCAAAGCUUUUCAUUGGCUCGUCAGGCAGGAAUCAAUGAGACACUGAAUGGUUUGAAAACUCAGACAAAGGGGAAAAGAGCGAGAAGCACCAGAGCACUCAGGUUUCAAAGAUUUCAGUGCGCUGUUUUAACUCGGGGUAUAUCAGUUUGAAAAGGCUACUUCAAUCACUUCAAACCACUCCAAACCUCAAAUGGAAAAGUCUAUCGUCUUUUCUUUUUGCGUGCUUUUCAAUGCGAUCGGCUUUAUAUAAAAGAUGCACCAAGUACAAAAAGUGUUCAGUUCAUGACUGUGUGCCAAAAACAAAAUCAACCACUUUGCCCGGUGUUGUAUUUGGAUCCAAAAAUCUAAUAUUGUGACAACUCUAGUGUGGAGGCAGAUUUUUGAAAUUCUAAGUUCACUACCUGUGUGUUUUAUUAUCAUAUUCUGACUAUUCAGACUUUACAUCAGACCCAUAAUUAUAAUAAAUGACCCAAUAGUUAUUACUUUUCAAUGAACUGGAAGAAUGUGGAGAGCCCAUUUUCAUUUGAACAUCCCAUGAGUCACACGCUUGUUCUCUUUAUGCGAGUUAAAUCAGCUCUGCUCUAGCGUUGGUCGUCUCCUAAUGGGUAGGUUGUGGGUUUGAUCCCAGAUCCCAAGUGUUCUUGGGUGGAAUCAAGUAUGUUCUUGGAUACUCGAUCCCACCAGCGCUAAAUUUGCUGAGAGCCCACCUUCUUUAAAAGCUGUUUUUGAUGCACAGUGGUCUGUUGGCUGAUGCUGACCACCGGCUAGCUUAAUGGUGGGUCUUCAUCUGCAGUGGACGUACUGCAUUAUAACAAGGUGUCUAAGCCAAGUAGUAAACAUCACAAGCUGCAAGGUUGCAAACAAACAUUUGAUCAGUUCUUGGUGUUUCUUCAAAAACUGAUGAAUGCACAUAUAAUCUACCGGAGUGUCAGACUCUGUUUCUGUUGGGACUGUGUACUGCAAAGAUGGUGUACAAACUUGUUCGUCAGUCUUGUUUCACCAAGCCCCACCAUUAGAAAGUUGCAACUCCUAAACUAACUUGCUUCAAACACAUUUCAUUAUAAAAUUUUGCCAGAAAAAUACACCAGAAUUUAGAAAAUUAAGCAUCUGACGCUCAAAUUUUCAGCUCUUUUAUGGGUACACAAGAUUUUAGUACAAAGCACCAUUAGUGCGCGCUAAAAUGCUGCAUUAGAGGUAGGCUCAGGGGUCUUUGCUUGGUGUAAGUGUCUUGCUGGGCUAAUUCAAGAGUUCUGUCCUUCACACCUUCACACAAGGAGACACAUAACAAGCACUUGUUCGGUUAAACUGUCCCACUCAGUGUGUAACUCUUUCAGAGGGUUAAUCUAUAGUUGUAAAUUACGGCUCUGUUGCUGACACUGCAUGAUAUCAGUUCAUUACAUGCCUCAGUGGACUCCAUAUACAGUGCUCCCAGAACCCAUUGUAUCAUCCUCUCCUCUCCUUCAGGCCUCUCAGGUCAUUACUACUAUGCAAAUACACGGUUUUGAAUUCAAUUUACCUUCUUUUACAAGUAAUUAUUAUAACUGCAUUAUUAUGAUGCCUAAUUAAGAGGCUCUGUGAACAACUUCUUAAACACGAUAAGAAAAGUGUAGGUGUUGCCAUUGUAGUUUUAUGGUCUUAUGAGCACAUUUGUUUGUUACAGCUGUGAGUGUCCCCACGGGAGUUAUUUUAAAAAAGAAUUUUAUCUCAUCUCAGUUUAGAUAAAGGAAACAAAACCUUCAAGACUAAGACUGAUUUGACAACAUUUACUGUGGAUCCUGGAUACUAAAGUAAAAGUACAGCAGUUUUGGAGAUAUCGCGAAACUCUUUUUUGGAAUAACUAUGAAAUGACAGAAUCAGAGUAAAGCUGAUAAUGGAGUUCGAGAGAUAGUGAGUGGUGUGGUGCAAUGUUGGCCUGGAUCUCUGUCUGUUGGAUCAGGUUCAGACCAGGGAGGGUUGGUGGUUCUGUGUCUGUGGGAUUGGCUUCCUGUGAUUGUAAAUCUAUCCCCUUGCUCUAUAAUGGAUGGGCAAGUGUGUGUUUGUGUGUGUGUGGAGGGGGGCUAGACAUCAGGGUGUGUCGACCAAAUUUCAAAGGAGCAGAGCUCAAACUCUUAACCUGACCUCAUGUCUUAUAUUAGAAACAAGGUUCUAUCUGUACUCUCCAUGUUUUAUAAUUAAAUUCAAAGAGGCUUUUAAGAGAUAUAUUUUGACUUAUCUGUGCUCGUUUGUAUUUACUGAAAAAGCUGUUUCUUGAUAAUGCAGUGCAAACACAAUUUUCUCCUGUCUUAAAAGAUUUAGCCAGAGCAAAUUUAUCAUUGCUAAUCCCAUUAGCCAUGUCUCGCCACUGGGCUAUUUUUGUUGUAUUUGUUUAAUCAAGUCUUCCAUGAAGUGUUUUUAUUCACAUAUUAAUGAUUGCAAAAUGACCGCAAUCCGAAAUAAUAAUAAGCCUGGAAUUAAAUAUAAUAUCUGUAAGUGUGUUUAUUAUUAGUCUAGUGUGUAAAUACAAAGAUAAGUUUGACUUAAAGUAAGCCUUUUAUAUUUGCAUAAGGUGUAAGUCCUGGUCUACAGAGGCGGCCAUCUUGAUCCACCAUGUUUCUACAGUAGCACAGACCAGACAAAACAUAUACUCUAUGGGAUUCUGUAUUUGGUGGGUGCUGCUGGAUCACAUGGCUGUAUUUUGUAUUGCAUGUGCGAUAGAUACUUCUUAGUCUCCAAUAAUAUGUGAGUAUGAUGGUAGGGAGCAAAAACUGGAGGAAAAAAUAGGAAAAGAGACAAACUAGAGGAAUAUAAUGUGUGGAAACUAGUUUUGUUAAAUACUGAAAGAAAAAAAACAGAACUCAAUGAAUGCUUGUUGAACCAUGGAUGCUGUUCUUAACAGUUAGACUCAGUAUUGGGAAUUGUGGCAUCCUGACUUUAAAGCUAUCAGUAGGUCAAUAUUAACAAUGACCACAAUAACCCUCUUCAAAGUAAAUAUGCUUGACUGGGAUACUAAACCUAUGCGUUAAAACCAACAGUAUGCUUUCACAGAGCUGCGGUCAUAUCUUUUUCCUCCACUAAACUUCCACUGACUUUUAAAAAAUCCCCAUCUUUCCCCUUUAACUCUCCUCCCUCUCAGCUUGUUACUUUAACUGUCUCUUAAUUUCCCUUUUGUUUACCCUUCUCCCUGCGAACCCUUCCUUAAAUGUCUUUCUCUUGUUGUGACCCAUUUUACCUCGAUUUAGAUUUUUGAGGUCUGCUCCGGAUAUUUUUAGGUCAAAACGUCACAGCAGAAGAUCUUAAUCUUGACAGGCUUGUUUUCAAGGUUGGUUUGAGAUAAAUGUGAAUCAAAAUUGAAGCAUUGUGAUGGUCCUGUUAUUUCGCUGUCUACACCCUUUUUUAUGGUUUGGUGAGAUUUACAUACAAUGCUAAGUAUUUUCAGUAAAGCCUGGGUAUAUAAAUACUUUCAUCUUCUCGUUUGCUGCUGUCACUCUCCCCUCCCUCUUUUUCAAUUCUGCCUUACUCUCUCUCUCUCUCUCUUCCUCAGUCUUCAUCCAUCCAUCUGUGCCCUUGUUUCCCAGCAGUCAGACAGAAAUAGCCCCAUGUGUACCAGUAGUGAACUGGAAUAGAUCCCUACCAGGAUCUCACUGCAUGUGUGAAUGUGUGUGUGUGUAUGCGCGUGUGUUGUGUGAUACACUGCUGCACAUCUCAAACACAGGCACAGACACUCAGCGUUAGACUCUCUCUCUCUGGGCGUUCUCUGUUAGAAACCUGACAUUUACACUUUGAGAAGGAUGCACCAUCUUGCACAUCAAAGCCUUCCUGAACUUGGCCUUUCUCCUUCUCUCUCACUUGCUCUCCCUCAGCCACUCUUCCCCAAUUCUUAUCAAUUUCAACACCAGACAUUUGCUGUUUUGAACGUGUUUUUCAUCCAACCCAGAAGGUUAUUUUUGUAUUAAAAUAUUCAGGUCAUCUGCUGUUUCUUGAUACCUGGGCACUUACAUUUUACCGGUUCAUAAUUUCCUGCUUAUAGCAUACUUACAGCUGACUGUAUCUGUCAUAAAAAUACCUUAUGCAGCAUUUAGCAAGAUACAGUGAAGAGGAAAAACUGGAUGCUUGACAGGCCAUCAGUUAUAUCAUUAGAAAACAGAGUUGGGGGACUCGAGUCACAUGUCUUCUAAAUAAAAAUGCACAAUAAAGCUGUCUUAAGUUAACUUAUUGGCCUGUCAAUUGGGUCAAAGGCUAACUAGAAAUUAUGUGUUUGCAAAGGCGCAUGUGUGAUAUAAAUCAUGUCUUGACUGAUAUGAAUGUGGAAACUGGUAGAUUUUCAGAUGUAUGACUUUACUUGCUGAACUUAUAGCAGGGACUCGACCUGACUUGCUUGAUUCUCAUUACGGUGACUUGAGACUUGCUUGUGAUUUGUUAGAUCUUUGUGCUGCUUUAGAAAUUAUUAAUCAUCAAACCCUGUUACAGAUGUUUGAACAACAAAUUAGUAUUACAGAAACUGCUUUAGCUUGAUUUUCAUCAUAUUUGUCAGAUUAGUAUAAAUUUGUGCAUGUCAGCAAUGGGGUUCCACAGGGUUCAAUGCUAGGACCAAUCCUUUUUACCUUACAUAUGCUUCCUCUGGGUAAAAUAGUGACUUAAAUGUCUCUCUAAGGUGUUUGGGUGCAAAAACAAUAACUUGAGUUUUGUCAGAAUUGAGUUGCAAAAAGGUCUUUAUGUCUUGACGACAUGCUCCAAUUGAAGUUAAUCUAAUGUUUUCAAUUGGCCUCACUGAUAGGUAUAAGUGAGUGUCAUCUACAUAGCAAUGAAAACUUAUGAAGGGUUUCCUGAUAUUUUACCCAGAGGAAGCAUAUGUAAGGUCAAAAAGGAUUGGUCCUAGCAUUGAACCCUGUGGAACCCCAUUGCUGAAAUGCACAAACUUAUACUAAUCCGACAAAUAUGAUGAAAAUCAAGCUAAAGCAGCUCCUGUAAUACUAAUUUGUUGUUCAAACAUCUGUAACAGGGUCUGAUGAUUAAUCAUACCUAAAGCAGCACAAAGAUCUAACAAAUCAAGUGAAUGAUUACCAUAAAAUCAUCUUUAGAUCAAUAUGUAGAGUCAGAUUGUAUCUUUAGCCGGUCACCUUGCAAUGAGUGAGUUAAUGUUAAUUCAACCCGUGGUCAUGACUCCUCUAGUUUGUGUUGUGGUCCUGUUUAGUUCUGUUUAACAUAACCAUAGGCUAACUUUGCAUCAUCCUAUACUCAAUCACAAAGUAGGUACUAAAGGUGUUUUCUUGCCUUAGUCAGAUUUCUCAAGUCUACACAAACUGCCUGACCAUUCAGGUGUAAUGAUAAGAUGUUUGAUUACAGAAAUAUGAGGCCUAAGGAGGAAAUAUGUGCAGAUGUUUUCCUGCGCGCGCACACACACACACACACACACACACACAGUUGUGAUGUGUUGCCUUAGAUAAUUAUGUAAGUAUAGCAGCUGUGUAAUUUACUGCUGGUAAUUGAUCGGCACAACAAUUAAAAAUUUGCAGCAGCAUGCACGCACACUGAAGCACUCACACUCACUAAUACAGACUCAAUGAUGCGGUGUUAAAUCAGUGCAUUCAGCCUGCCAUAUUAAGAGCCAGAUUGGAGAGUCUCUCGCUGUUAAAUGCAACACCCUGAUAGUCCGUGGAGUACCGAUGUCAGUGUCACGUGUGUGUAGAUGUGCAUUUGUACGUCUCUUGUGUGCGCAGGAUUAAGUUUUAUCUAAUUAACUGUUGGCUAACCCUUUCCCUCACAGUGAUGACUCAAUCAUAGCUUAGCAACUUGCAGGCUUCUUAAGCUUUCUCAACAAGCUGAAACAGUGUCCAAGGUGCUCUAAUACACGGAUCAGCAGCAUUCAAAGAAGAUUGUGCCGUCUGUCAUGAAGACUCUCCAAAACCCUGGAAACACUGUAUAUUAAGAGUGUUAAAUUAAACAUGUUUGCAUGUCUGGACGACUAGUUUAACACCUGUAGUGGCCAAACAUUUAUUUUUAGGCCAUAUUGCAAUAUUUUGUGUUUGUUUAAGUGCUUGAUAUGUUGUGUAUAUCCCGAUUUGUGUGUGUGCGGGCGGAUUAACCCACUCCUGGCUGUUUUCCAGAGGCCGUUUCAGCCUGAAAGUAGGAGAUAACACAGCACUGCUUGGAAAGGGAGGAAGAGGAUGGGGCGGGCUUGGGGGAUUGGUGGGUUGGUCGUGGAGCUGAAAGACAACUCGUAGAAAAAUUCAGGGAGAGGAUGAUGAAGAACGCAGCAAGACGAGAAAUAAGAGUAGAGGUCAAGAGGUGAAUAGACAAAACAGAGCGGUACCUGCAGGAUUAAGAGAGGACUAUAAAGAGGAGAAGAGGGGUCUCAGUGAGAGAUACAUGGAAGCUAGAGAGCUAGAGAAGAGUCUGAGGGAUGAGAAGGAAGAAGAGGAAGAGGAGAAGCAGUGGUGGUGUUGAUGUGUAGGGGGAAGUUCAUUAUGAGUCAUGCCAAGGGAGGCUGCGUGCCGUUGGGAAAACAGCUCAUUGACAGUGGCAGGCAUCAAAAGGCCCUCUGGAGCUCCACAUAAUCUGUGUGGGGUCAUCAGGGAGGGAAGGGACAGACAGAUAAAUGGAGGUCAAAGUGAAAGUGGGACGCCGAAGUUCUCCUCGCCUCUGCUCCUCUAGCGUAGAGGCGCGGAUUUACAGCAGCUUUGCGAGGCCAGACGGAUCACUGCACACACAUACACACACAUACACACUCUCACACGCUCUUACACAUGCACCUUGUUCUGCCCAAUUAACACCUCAAGGCUAACUAGCUUCACACGAAAGGUUGAUUAAUCUCCCUCCAUCUCUAUCCUGGUCUUUCCAUCUGACUCUAUCUCUCCAUUUCACCUCCCCCUCUCCUCCUCUCACAGUCUAAAUGUAGCGCGCAAUCAGAAAAUUUCUCUUAGCCCACGCUGUUGGGUUAUGAUAGAGAGAUGGAGAGCAAUAGAGAGAAAAAAAGGGGGGAGAUACGGAUACGAGAUGAUGAGCAGAGAAGCAGAGAGAAAUGGAGACAGUAAAAUUGAGAGGGUUCAGAGGAGACGGGGCGGUGGUGAGGCAGUAGUGUUUGUUGUUGUUGUCAUUGUUUUAUUAAACCCUGCAGCUCAGACUCUGUUUUCUAAUCCAGCGCUGGCAUACUCCUGCCAAGAUCACUGCCAGGCUUGUGAUGAAUUUGUCAUCUCAAACCCCCCCCACCCCCUUCUCAUCCUCACUCCACCCAACACAGCCUGAGGCGUCAUUUUUCCAACUACUCCUCCACUCCUUUCGGCCUUUCCUCUUCCACCACUCGUGAUCUGGGAGAAGGUAUUUUUUAACUUCUCUAUGUCUCUUUUUUCACCUUGUUUUAGGUCCUCUUUCAUUACACUCUCCUCACUUGUGUGAUUAUAGCGUCGGUUUAUUUGCACAGAUGUCCUCAGGGAAUGUUUACCAGACAAGGACCUCUUGUGGCGGUGCAGAUAAUAGCUGCGGUGCAUCAGAAGAAAAUAUGGGUUGGCCUUUGGGUUCAGCGUCGAGAUACAAACACAACACAACAGAAAGCGUGUGGAUUUCCACAACAGCUGCUGAUAUCUGCACUACUAUGUAAAGUAUUGAUCUAAACAUCACUUGAUCACGAUUUACAUAAUGCCAAAUAAGCAGAUGUAUGAAUUAGUGAUCGACGAUUAGUUUUUUUACAGGCCGAUAAAUAACGCCGAUAUGAGAACACAGUUUCUAUCACAAUGCUAACUAAUAAGAAAUGAUUUCGCUGUAUUAGUGAAUGUUUUAUUGAAUAAAUACAGAUGGAAAAAUAUUGGACUCAGUAAAAUUUUGCCACAAAGGACUUUUGAAUUUCUUCCCAGCUCUCUGAAAUAGGUUAAAAAAAAAAAAAAAUUUAUAUAUAUAUAUAUAUAUAUAUAUAUAUAUAUAUAUAUAUAUAUAUAUAUUAAUAUUAUUAUCAAACUGCCUUAAUUUACAAAUUAUAGUCAUCAGAAUUUGCGUUGUGAGGGCAGAUGCCAACUUCAUUAAAAUCCCUUCAAUCUGCCUAAUUUUUCAGUCUGUCCCUUGUAGGAAUUAUAGAAACUGUAAGUGUUAAAGAAACAGGCAAUAAAUAAAAAUAGGGAGAAAAAACAACAUUUUUUUAGAAAGACUGUCUGCAUAAGGGCUGUUAAUAUUAAACCAACAUGGCUUAAAUAAUAUUACGGUGACAUUUACAGAAAACUGCUGCUAGCUGUCAAAUUUUUUAGCAGCUUUAUCGUUCAUCUCAUCAGAAAUAACAAACACAAGCAGAAAAAUAAGCGCACUGAUGAACAGUGAAAAGUCAACCACACGAACCGAUGAACACAACAUCCACAUGGCCAAACACAUGCCAUCAAGAUAAAUCAAAAUCACUGGCUGGUGCAGGGACAGAGUGUCCACAAACACGCUGUCUUCUGGCAGGUGGCAACCAGUGAACAAAACUGCAUAGUCUCAGCUACAGUAGGGACUACGAGAAGUAUUUUAUUUAUUACCAGAAAGAAAUAAACAUCAUCUUUUUUGAGCUAUAUACAGUUUCACAGGACAGGGAGGGUAUGAAAAACGUGAAAAAUAACAACAGCUAUGGGAUCAAUUUUAUGCAAUCGAUGCAAAUUUACAAGGUACCUCAAAUCUGUACGUAAGUGCACUUUACAAAAUGUAUUAAAUUACAGGCAUGGUCCGUGAGCUUAUACUGGUCAUUUGUGUGCACUUGACCCUCUAUCCUUCUGCUCUCUCUUCACAGACACUGUUGAUCCUCUCGUCUUCGUCUUUACUUGUACAGUGUAGUUCACAUAUGAAUGAGUGAAAUAAGCUCAAUGAACCAGCAUGAACGCUCCUAUGAAAUUUCUCUCUGUUUCUGACUUAAGAUCGAGAAGACAGGACCUCAUCUGUUAAUACAUCCUCUCUGCCUUUAUAGGAUUUUAGGGCUUUACUUUUGUUGUGCGUCCUGAGAGAGGCACAGUCUAUACUGGAGCAGAGCAAAAGUUAUGUGCUCUGCCCUUACCACUGCAGAAGUUCCCUUGAGCGCCCGCUGACCUCUUGUACAUCACUUUAAGAUCAUGUUCGCACGUGGUGGUAUUUUACUAAGGUGAAAUAAAACAGCAGGGACAGUCCAGGGAGUCACAUGUGUCUUCCUCCAGCAAUGCCCUACUUAACUUUCAAAAUUCACACCUCAUAAUAAAGGGUAGAAGGUUGCCAGGUUGGUCCAAAACCCUCCUUUUGGGAUUUUGUUUUUUUUUUCCACUAAGACAGUUAUAGUGUGCAUAAGAAAAUAACAUGUACACAGGAUAUAAAUGUCUUCUUUCAGUGCACACAGCAUGCAAACAGGAUGUUUCUGUCCUCUAGCAGACUCACUCUUGCUUAAAGUCAGAUAGUCAAUACAAUUAUUGCGGCUUUAUUGAUUACACUUUUUUGUUGCAUGGCUGCCUCACCUCAUAGGCUUAUAUGGAUUUUUGUUUUCAAGCUUGAGUAAAAUUCACACUGUAAUGUUUCAUGCCGAUUAUCAAAUGAAGAUAAAGAAACUCAUCCCUCCCUGAUUUCGGCACAGGAUCGAGAUUGAAUCUUAGACUACAAGAUAAAUAGCACCGUCCAAAUACAUCAGGGGUCUGAGAGCAGGAGUGCUGCCUUUGCAGAAAGUUGUUCGCGCUCAUCCUUAUGAAUGAAUCACACGGUAAUGCAGGAUCAGCAAUCCUAUUCGAGGAGGUUUAAUACAUACUAGCUCAGAUUUACCGUCAAUUAUUUGUUUAGUGAACAAAGUUAGGGUUCUGUGUUGGCAACACUAUGUCUCAUUAAAGCAGCUAAUCUCCAAUACUUAAAAAAUUCAGCAGCUGGCAUGAAUGUGUUCACAUUUACAGCAUUAUCCAGUGUACUGUUGUAUAAUGAACCAUCUUUCCAAGAUUAAAUCAAGUCUGUUGAGCAGUAAUGGUAGGGUGCAUACCAGGUUGUUAAAUGGGCCGUGUAAUGUUUUAUCAGAUGAGGGGAAUUGGUGCAAGGUUACAUGAGGAGGCAGAAAAAAGUGGCCAUGGGCGAUUACGAUCUUCUAAUUCAAGUUCAGAGAAGAACAGGUCACAAGACGUAGCGGGGAAAUUACUAGACUAAAAGAUAAGAAUAAGGAAAAAGUCAAGAGGGACCACUCAAGAGAAAACACAGAUAGUAUAGUGACAAUAAGGAGACAAAUGCUAAAGGAUGUGGAAAAGAGCAUGAGAAAUGAGCACGCCGAGUGUGAGAGAGCAGUGAAAACAGCGAGGGAGACAGCGAGGCAAAGAGAGAUCAUUAUACAGCAGCACAUGGUCUCUAUUGAUCACUAGGCCAUGUGACUGUCCCCAGGGUGUGUUAUUGUCCCCUGUAAGUCUCUCUUCGCCUGCCAGUGUGCUUGACUGUCUGUGUGGGUGUCCUCAUGCCGUCUGCGUGUCUCAGAGUGUUAAGAAUACAGGGAUUGGAAGUGACGUUUCUGUCUGCACUUGAACUUCAUUGUGUUUAGCAUUUCUCCAGGCAUAAAAAAGCUCAGAUGGAAAAUGACAAUCAGCCUGAAAUGCAUGUUUCAUCUAAUUUUGGCCCGAGGCACUGGGAUCGGGCAGCAACUUCAGCACGAUUUACAAAUGCAUACGACAGAAAACUCAAUAAAAAUAGAAUGUGUGAAAGUCAAAAGGUGCAAUUUUAUAUGAAAUCACUUUCCCCAUUUGCAACAGUCUGUAAGGAAUGUUUGCUUGUACUAUCCUGUUCAUUAUUUAUCAUCUUAACCAGUUUCUUUGUUUCCUUUGUUCUGUACUUCCAUUCAUUCAUCUUUAGUCCCAAAAGUUUCCGAUUGUAAUCUAAGCUCUUUGCUUUGCUCAGUGGGUCUGGGUUUCUGAUGUUCUUCUGUUUUAUGAUGUUGUUGAGACAUUUGCUGGGAUGUUUGAUAUGAGCUUAUUAUGAUGUUUUGAGUUUCUCUUGACAGAGCCAUCUGUAUAAUGAUAAUAAUAAUAAUAUUUCUUUAAGCCUCUGGUAAUUCCUACUUCUGCUAUCAUAAUUGUUCAUCCAUGCUUCCAUCCAACUAUUGCCCCAGACCUCCUACUCCCAGCAAUACCUCCACGCCUACCCUGGGGCCUCCUCACCACCAGCCACACUUGGAACACCUCCUACCCCAAUCAAAUGCCCGCACCAUCUCAGUUGCUCCACUUCCAGAUGUCUGAGCUAUUGACCUUAUCUCCAAGGCUGAGCCACCUUUUGACGAAAAUCUGUUUCGGCUGCUUGUAUUUGAGGUUUUUUCUUUCUGUCACUACCUGAAGUUUGUGACCGUAGCUGUGGGCUGCUCCUCAUUCAGCAAGAGCAAUCCCCGUUUUCUAGCAGGGAAAAUUUGACUUUAACAUUGGUUUCUGAUGCAGCUAGCUUCAUAUUAUUUACUCAAUAGCCAUAUCUAUUGAUAUGAUAAGAUAAAAAGAACUUUAUUUAUCCCUGAAGGGGAAAUUUGAUAUUCUGUUAGAACAAGAACAUGCAAGAAGCUGAGUGAAGUUGAAACCUGUUUCAAGACUGAUAAAAGUACCGCCUAGCAACCUUACAAUUCUGGUCUUGUACUGGAAAAAAAAACAAGAAGAGACCAAAGGACACAAGCAUGAUCAAUCAUGAGUGGACGUGAUAACCAGAUGUUUUAUUGUAGGUUUACUGAGAUGGUUAGAUUACAAUAAAAGCUGUCUGUUUUCAAAGACUGAUCGUUUUUAAAAUCGUUCUGCACAUACUUAUCUUUCACUGUCUGAAUUAUGGAUUUAACUUACCGAUAUUUCAAAAAUGUAUCUUCCACUUCCAUAAACUGCACAAACACAAAGCAGAGCAGAUGCUUGUUUUCAGGAAUUCACACGCUUUCAAAAAAGCCUUGUGUCUAUGUCUAUGUGUGUGUGUGUGGCUAUGAGAAACGUGUUUGCCAUCUGGGAGAUAACCUUGAUAGUGGGUGAGAAAGCUGUUGCUAGGUAACUAUAGAGCGCCAGUGUACCUCUGACUGUGGCAGUUGUAAAGCUUUUGGCCAAAGUCUUAUGUGCAGGAAUAAUAAUCAAUACAUAUAACCUAAACUUCAUUCUUUAUUUCAUUUAGUUUGGUUGGCAGCAGGAUCUGUUUGAAGAGAUCGUCAAACAGUGUUGGGUGUUGAUAAAACUGCACUUGUUCUCUUCUGACAUUUUCAUUUUGUUGGGAUAUAAGUGGUUUGAGGGAAAGUGUUGAAGAAGUAGAGAGCCACUCAUAACCAGAUGGAGCUCUCAGCUCUUUAGAUGUGCUUGAAGCUCAGUUCUACUAAUAGAAGUUAUUUCUGUUACAAUGACGACAGCGCUGUUGUCUUCAGGACGUCACUGAGGGAUCCGUUAUGAUCCCGUUGAUAGGGAUUUCUUCUUUGUUCGUUUAUGCAAUUCGAUACCUGAACUCUGACACAAAUUUGAGCAACAAUAAUGGGUCCUAUGCAAGGUGUUUCAGCCACAAUCGCAAGUUUUAUUGAUAAGACUGACUUUUGAUGGGAGUGAAGGAAGAAGCAAUUAAUGUUACUCCCAAAACACACUUGUGAAUAUUCAACGGACCUGAUCCAACCUCUCUAGGCCUCACUUAGCACCCUGAUUUGUACAAAGAACUGGUUGGACAUGCCCUAAUUCUCAUUGUGCCAUGUGCUUUAGGCUGUACAUUUUAGAUUGUUUAAAUGGGGCCCAUUUACAAGUGUGCUGAAUGGGACGGGUUUCUUUUACAGAUAAAGAACAAAUGAAAAGUAAUGUCCUCUGCAAGUGACCUCACUUCACAAUUCCCUGUUUCUUCAAUCUGAGGAGUUUAUAGGUAACCCAAUAUCCCCAUAGCUCUCUACCUCCCUCCUCCUGCUUCUUGUAUGUAGGUUAGUCCCAACACAAUGAGGUCAACAAGAUGCCAUGUUUUGACCUGUCAGCUCUGUACUGUGUCAGCUCUGCUUAUCUCCGUUGCGCUGCUUCAUUCUGAGUCUCGGAGAUAGAGAGCCAAGGCCUGCCCCUCUACGAUUGGUUUCAGUGGGCCAGUACAGUUUGAAACAAUGUUGGAUUGAUAAUACGGAAGGAGAGGAGCAUUCUAGUAACCAUAGCGACUGCCUCCAGUUGUUGGCUGAGUGUGUACGAGUGUGUGGUCAAACGGAGCAGAGGUUAGAGUUUCACUGUGUGUAUAAAUAGUACAUUUUAAUGGAAACAAACCACUAUCCCAGUACUAGCUUCCAGUCUGCUCUACACUUUAACAGCAACAUUGAUUUAAGCAACUGUUCGUUAAUAAUUCUUGAUAAAACUUUGGUCAUACCUGUAAAAUACUGAGCAGAGCCUUUCACUCUCACAUGGAUGGUACUUAAUACAGUUAAUACUGAAAAGGGUUGCAAGUUUAUGAUCAAAAUUGACAUGGUAGCCAAUCUCAUUUCCAACCUCUAACUUAAUUGCAUGACAGAUGCAUUAACAACAGGAAGAGGUUUGUAUAUACUGUACAUGGAAACUUUGGAUAAUAGUAAACUCUGUUAGCAUCCAGCACCAACCUGAAGACAGUGGAAAAUACCAGACAGUAGGGGUAGGAAUCACUAGUGGCCCCACAAUACGAUAUUAUCACGAUACUAACAUUUUGCAAUACAGUGAGUAUUGCGAUACAAUAACAAUAUAUUGCGCUUUAUAAAACUUUUUCAACUGUUUAGAUAAUCCAGCAUUUGUCUGUCCUUUAUGUUUGUCUUCUUUACACACCGUAUCUUAUUUUCAUGUAGCGCAUCUUGCAAACCUUACCUAUAUAUGUUGUACUAACAUUCUCCUGCUCUAUGAUGUCACCUCCGCCAACCUCACCGGACAAACAGUUGAUUUUUCCAUCAUCAUAGAUUUGAAAAAUCAAUACUUGGUAAAUGCAACGACACAAUAUAUCACCAGACAAAACAUUGCGAUACUAUGCUGUAUCGAUUAUUUCUCCCACCCCUACCAGACAGAGUGAAAGGAUCCUGUAUUAUGCACAUAAGGGUAGUUAGUUUGAGAUAGACUCUCCGCAAGUUGCACUACUCUUCAAAAAGCAAGGAAGCCAGGUUGGCUUGUAAAAGGGUCUUACACCUGCAGAAAAGUUGAUUAUGAUUUGACUGCAGUUAUUGAGGGUAUAAAACAUAUAAACACAAUCUAAAUGCAACCAAUAGUUGUACCAGAGUAAAAGGCAAAUGGUGUUCUACUCUAAAGUUGGCUCUAUACCAGGUAAAGCUUUGCCAGGGAUAUGCAUCAUCACGACCGCCAUCAUCACCCGCUGCACACGACCAGACCGAAUUGGAAAUUUGCCCCCAAUCGCUCCAUAAUGCAAGCAGUUGAUUCAGUGCACGAAACACGAUGAGGCUGCAGAUCAGGCUGGCAGCACUCACCCUCUUUAGGUCAUAACCAUGCUUUUAAAACAAACUCCACAGAAGGUAAACAGGUGAAACCAGAGAGCAGCACAUCCUAAAUCCUCAUGCAUGAAGACACGAUAUUCAUUUAUAAUGUUGUUAAACAAGAAAGCAAUAACAUAACCUAUGACAUCCUGUCUUUAUGAUCAGUUUUUCUCAAAAUCACUUCCUGCAUUAGUGCUUCCUGUCCUGCUGUUUGUUUGCACUCUUCCUCUCUUUCCAUCUUCGCCUCUCUUUUCUCGAAGAUUGUCCUGUAUCUAUUUGGAAAUGCCCUGCCCUGUAAUUCAAUCACUGCGCUUCCUGUUUACCUAGCAGCAUGAGAGUGUGUGCAGCUGAGCAAACAUGAAUCGGUAGCUUUGAACUGAUCACCACUUGUCAUCCUGUCCUGUGCCUUUAGCCAGCUGCUGUUAACAGUAACAAAAGCACACGUGUGCAUAAGCAUGGAAACGUUUCAUUUAACCUGCAGACCUUGGAAGUUUUCAGUGAGACGAUUGUUGGGGUUUUUCCGGUGUAUGACUCACGGGACAAGAGUUUAGAGGCGUAUUAGCAUCUUGUGGAUACGGACUUCAGGGACAGGAGUUUAAGGUAAAUGUUUGAUUACUCAGUAGUAAGAAAAACCUGGAGAAACUGAAGUAUUAUAUUCGUUAGUUGUUAGCCGCAGACUAUAUGAUAAGUGAACAUUGGUAUACUCUAACUGGAUCUUGAGAUAUGGCCGAGGGCCCCUGUGCUGCCAGGUGAAAAAACAAAACAUCAGUGUGUAAUAGUCGUGAUUGAUUAAGUGAUGCUGAAUUAUUAAUGACAUGACUGCCAAAGAUGUUGUGUCAUAUUCUCUGUACAUGUGAUCGCACUCACGGCCUCACAGAAUCACCUGAACUUUACCCCAGAUAUGACAGGAUACUUGAGAAGAUGAGAUGUUUUCUCUCAGAGACACAGAAAAGACUGUACUCCGUUUACAAUACAUGACCAAAAUGAUGGGGAGGGUGAACCUGUCAUGUUCUUGUACUAUUAUAUCAUGCUGCUCCUCGUAAGAGACUGAAAGCCAGAGUUGUGUAAAUCUUUAAACAAUUCAACAGUCAAAAUGAAGAAUAAAGAGAGAAGCAAAGACAGCAGGAGACGGGGGCCCGAAGAGAGACGACUGGAGAGAUAAAGAGGGAGGAUGUAAGGAGGGAAGGGAAGAAGAUGAGUCAAAUCAGAGAAGGGAAGGCCGAUACGGAGAAGAAGAGGAGAGAGGAGAGUGGAGUAAUUGAUCAGGUAAUGGAAUCAGAAAGAUGGCUAGGUCUGUUGGCUUUAUCAAGGAGUCAGUUCAUCACACACACACGCACACACACACACACACUCCCUUCCUCUAUUCAGGGCUAUUUCUCCUCUCAUCCUGCGCACUGUGUGUUGAGGCCUCAGAAACAGAUGUGUCAGGAUCACGUGUGUGAGAGAGCACAAAAGGCCUUCUCAGAGUGUUUGUGCUUUUAUAAUUGUGUGUCCGUGUGAGGGUUAGCGAGGGUAUGAUGAGUGUAUUUAUAGUAAAUGCAUUCAGCUGGCCGGACCUCUGACUUCCGCUGGCACACGCUCACAAUACUCAUCUGUUUUUAUAUGUGUGGUUCGCAUGAGUGUGUCUGCCUGUGUGUCUAUUUAUUAUAUUGUUGUUUUCUUGUCGCCUUCCUAGAGUUUAAGUGUUGUGAUGCAUACAUCAUGUGACAUCACCCAGUCUGACAGCAAGCAGUUAUUGACCGCUGCUUCCCCAUAAUGCAGCUGUCAAUCAAUAAACUCGUCUCUUGGCAGCACUCAUAGUGACAGUGAUUUCCUAGAUAGUAUGGCAAUCAUUUGUAAUUGAACUACGACCAGUCUUGUACAAAUAUCAAGUGUAUUCAUUCUCUCAAAUUUACACAGCACAGAGGUCAGUGAGUGCUUGGACAGUAAAUUAUCUCCAUCUUAAACCCCUCAUGAUUGCCUAAAUAUUCUUGUUUCUGGUAUCUGCUCCUAAAAGAAGAAAUCUGAAACUAAAAUCACAGCCUUCAAAUAUUCAAAUAUUUAGAAUAUUACAUGUUAAGCUGGCAAAAGAGAUAUUUCAGUCAUAAAUGUAAUAAAUCAAUGCACAGGCAUAGGACUGAGCAUUUGUUUUAGCAUUACGCUCCAAUCCCCUCAAUAAUAAACUAAAUUAUAGCUCCUCAGAAAUAAACAUUUCUUAAAUCCAGGGUAUCUCAGAAGACUGUGUAAAUGUUUAUGUGUGUGUUUCCAUCUGUGAUCAGAGCUGUUUUUCUUUCUGGGUUUGUGUUUUUCAUUUACCUUUGAAAUAAUCAUCCGGUUAUUUUGAAAGACAUUAAAAUACAAAAGUGGUGUGGUUACUACCAAUUUGUGUCGACAGCAAGGAGAGACACUGAAAUACUUCAUAAAUAAGCUAACUACUGCAAUGAACUGAAGCGAUUCCAUUGUGUUGAGCUGAUAUGGAUAUAAACAGUGACUUAAUGAGAGAGGGGGUCUUCACUUAACUGCAAAUGUUCAGUCUGUGUCUCCUCUGUAGGAGGCAGAGUCUGUUUUACACAGAUCAUGUGGAAAUGCUGAUGCCACACUCCCACUGUCACUACUGUCAUUAUGAUAAUAUGAGUGUCUCUGUGUGCGUGCGUGCGUGAAAAGGUGAUCCUGUAUUCCUGUGUUUUGGCUGCAUGCGCCGAACACUUCUCCAUGUAAAAGGAGAGCUGGGGAUGCUUGUUGCCUAGCAACCAUCUUUAUGCAGCUUUAAGUGUGUCUGUGUGUGUCGGUGUGUGUGUGUGUGUGGUGUGGGACUUGUGCCAGAAUGCAUGCACGCUCAUGUGUAAAUUUCAUCAUUUUAAGUUCCAUGCACACAUGUGUAUAUGUGGCUGGACUACCAGAUGCUUGUAUGCACAUGUUGUCUUUCUCUUUCUUCAUAAAUUUAGUUGUAUUUGCUGUUUAUUUAUAUGAUAUAUCUUCCUCAGUUUUUUGAAAACCUUAUACAGGGUUCCUACGAGAGUAUGGAAAGUGUGGAAACAAAUUUGAUCAAUUUCUAAGGUCUUCAGAAAGUUUUGACAAUGAAAAAUAAAGUAUGGAAAAGUAUGUUUGUUUCCAGACUAUUACCACAAUUCUAAAAUACUGUUUUUCUAAUAUAGAAAAGUAGGUCUUUCCAACAAUAAUUCUAAAAAGUAGGGUUAAGACUUCAGUUGCAUGCUUCAAUACCUGGAGUUAAUUGGCAGGUACAGACACAAAGUGCUUCAGUUUUAUAUGGCAGUUAUGGUUCAUGCUCGAUAAUGACAGAAAAUAGAAAUGUAUUUAUAGAGCGAUGGAGCGAACACUUUCAUCAACACCCAGUAGAUGUUAAAGUGUGACAUGUCUGACUGUUGUUCCGGUGUGUUCUGGUAAGGUAAAUCACAUUUCAUUGACAUGUCUUAUUCUCAAAGUACAUGGUUACAAUAUUCCAUAACACCCAUCAUGCUUCAGUGCUGAGCUGUAUGACCUGUUUUCAUCAGAGUGUCUGCUACUCGGUCGAAAACAUCAACAGAUGUGGAACUAACACCUAAAUUACCUCCAAUUCCCACAGCUACAACAUUACCGGCUGGACUUGCUGAGCUCCUGCAGUGCUGCACAUUUGAUCCAGCCACCCAGUUUUUGAACAUCUCUACAUAUUUCAUGACAGUUGGUUCAAUCCUGACUCUUGAAAUACAGAGUAGUCUUUGACAGCAUUAUCUGGGUUAGACAGGUGGUAAACCGGGCUGGUUUCUCAUUGUUUGGCCUUGUUUACUACUUUCUGGAAAUGAAAUACUGUGAUUUCGGAGGACUGCUUUGGAAUAGGCGUACCCCUUUUUGUGUGUGUGUGUGUGUUUUGUGUGAGAGUGCUGUGAACAGAUGGUGUGUGUGUGUGUGUGCUACCUGCUUGGGGAGCUAUGACCAGGAAGUGUGGAUGAGGUGGGUAGAAGCAGAGAGGGUCAACGGGGAUCAAACGGCUCCUGCAGUUACCCUGCUAACACACACACACACACACACACACACACACUGUCCGGUUGGAUGCUCAUGAGAAAUCAUUACUGCUAAUUAUUUAUACAGACAGAUUAGAGUUAUUUGCUUGUCAACAUGUCUGUGUGCUUCGCGUGUGUGUGCCUGUGUGGAUGUUGUGUAGCCUGUCUCUGUCUGUAUACGUUCAUGACGCAGCACUUUGUGUGAAUGUGUGUGUAGGCCGAUUUACUGUGUGUGUACAUCUGGCAGGCAGAGGAUGAUAUUGGCAGAGCUCCCACACUUACCCACUCAGUCCUUCUGUGAUGUCUCGUACAGAGAUUUUGCCCUUAUUUGAUGACAUGAUGGAGACCCUGUCCUUUUAUGAUGUCUGGACCUGAGGAAGGAGUUCACAGAGUAUUUUUGAGUCCAGACCAAAACAAGAAAGGCACGGGCACAUUCAGAGAAAGACGCAGAACAGCUUUCAACAUGUCAGUGAGAUGUAAACAAGCAAAAUACAAAAUUUACUUAAUUUGUAUUCUUUCUAUAUAAAUUCAGAAAUCCAAAAGUCUCUUAUAGCAGUUUUUUACUGAGCCAAGUAGGGGAGAGUGGGGUAAGAUAAGCCAUAUUUCAUACUUCGGAUCACUGCAUCAAGGCAAUCAUAGUUUUGUCUCUAACUAGUGAAUCUGCAUAUAUUUCAAGAUGUUGUGGCUCAACUUGCCCUCUGUCUCAACUUACCCACUCUCCCCAACUGUCCCCUAUUCAUUUAUUUGAUAAUUUUUUUAUUCAAGUUCAGCAUUUAUUUUCCACUUUUUAGUAUGAUUACCAAUGUUAAACUGUACUAUUUUGUCAAAUGCUAAAAAUCAAAAACAAGCAACAAUUUGAUAUCGGCCAUCAGCUCGCGUGCUUUCAGCCAUAAAAAAGUAAUAUUGGUCAGCCAUUAGUGCGAACUCUAGCUCAGAAUCAAUCAUCCACAUAUGAUAGGAUUAUGAGGUAGCUCAUAUGCACCCUACAGAUGUCAUUAAUGUUAGCUGCUAAAGGAUCUUUGUUUUUGUGCUAAACUAAGUAAACAGUAAAAGCUAUGUGCUGUAGAACUUUGAGUAAAACUUGGGUAACAGCAGGGGCCGUACCGCAAAAAAAAAAAAAAAAAAAUACAUAGGGUGACCAUUUCCUGACUUCCCAGAGGACUAGGCUACGCGGGGGUGGAGUCAUGGAGUCACACGAAGUUAAUUUGAGAGUUUUUCGGUUCGGAUUGAGUGUCUUUUAUGAACUUCUAACCCAGUACGUCUACGUGACACUAAAUCGGAACUCUCAUACAAAGCCGCGGACAAUUGAAGGAUUUUAUAAACCUCGGCGGACAAAGCCGGACAAGCCCGUCAAAAAGAGGACAUGACCGGGUAAAAGAGGAGGUAUGGUCACCCUAAGAAACACAGGUUUACAGCCGGUACUUAGCGGUAAGCAAACUUUCACCCUUGCAUUGUAUGUAGGCAACAUUAGCUUACCGUGUUGCUGCACGUCAGUCUGCACUCUGCAUUGUAACUGUAGUAAUCCAGUAAAACCAUGCUGCUCGCGAGUGAGUCAUAUUUGUUUCCGCAAACAAACAAAUUACGGAAGUGGGAACGCUUGGUGCGCACUUUUGAUUGGACGCUGGUUGCCUAGGCGCUGGGGAUCACCUCCCGCCUUUUGCGGAAGGAGGGAACUCUUGAAGAGACAGCUGCUUGAAUCUAAACGCAGACAAAUAAAACAAAAUGCAGAGAAAUUUUGAUUUUAUGUAAAAGAAAAAGAGAGAUGGAGCAGAUGAUGACACUGUGUACUCCUCUUGUACAAAGCCUACAGGUACAGUACCUGAAAGAACCUUCUCCUACUCUCACCCCUGGGUAACAGCUCCACUUACAUUGACAUAGCCCUUGUAGUUAACCCUCCAAAUCGCCGGAUAGAUUAGAAACGACUUGAUCAUCCUCUGCUGGUGUUUGGCUCAGAUGUCCUUGUAUCUCUGCUGCUCCUGCAGAGUGUCAGGGCUGUAACCGAGGAAAAACUGCAGCUGGGUGCCAUCAGGGAGAUUAGGGUUAGCUUUCCUCGCACCUUCAAGGAUGGACUGUUGGUUCAGUGUUGCUUAGGGGUCUGAAAACCAUGAUCUGCACUCUCCAGGUGUUGUGGGAAAACAUCUGGUGGGCUCUAUUCUGCCAAGUGCUUUUCUGUGGGGUCAAGAGUGUCUUGAAGGGAUCAUUUGGGCCGCUGUUUCUCGAGAGUCCAUUCAUGCUGCUCUUGUUUACUCGAUUAGCAUAGUUAAUUCUCCUCAGGAUUCAGUAGCUUGCUGUUUUCUGCUUGAAUCCUGCUUCUUAGCUCAACUUUAAUCUUUUUUGUGGCUACAUGUAAUUAAGUGAGGUUUUUCUGUGAGUUGGUUUUGUCUACGGGUACUGAGUCUUGCUUGAUUAUACAGAAUAAAUGCACGCAGAGAAACCCUGUUUUCACACCAGACUGUGUCGUUCCCAUGCAGCUAUUUAGGAAAAGAGACGGGAACGGCUGCAUGAGAAAGAAGAGAAAUUAGUUCACCUUGUUUUUUGUGAACCUCAAGGGAAGGAUGGCACAAGAUAAGAUUGGGAAAAUGAAGGGGUUUUCACAGAAAAUAGUCAGAGGAAGAGAAACGGGGACAGAUCGAUCAGGCCCAAGACAACAGGUCUGUUUUCUGAGAGCUCUCCAGAGUCCAGCACACUCUUUUCCAUCAUCUCUGCCAGGAAGAGAGAGAGAGGACCGAGGAGAGGGUGGAGAGAAGAAAUUUAGAGAUAGACAAAAGGUUAAGCUGAGGUUAUAAGCUAACAGGGCCACAAAAUCUUCCUUUUGCGUUCCCAUAUUUUCCUUUCCUUUCUUUGCUGUAAUCCAAAGGUCUUUCCUGUGACAAAAUCAACUUCCUUGUUUUCAAGUUCAACACACUCGUUCCUCCCAGGGAUAGAUAUUAUAUAACAGCUCAGAUGAUUACAAAAAGCAGUGACACUGUUCCCUUUUGCCUCCCCAUGACAAUUAAAUAAGCUCACUUUGCCAAGGGUACGAAAACAAAGAAUCAGCAGACUACAAACAACCCUCUCUGGGAUAACAGUCUCUAAUUUCACCUUUUAUACUGUGUUUAAACGUGGUAAUAUCUGACCUUUUUGCCACCACGCUUGCUACCACCGACAGCUGUCCUGACCUUUGCCCUUCACAGAGGCGUGUUAAUUGAACAAUCAAUAGCUCAUCAAAGUGAACACGAGAGGCAGAGAGCGAAGUGGACUGUGGUGUAAGCCAAGCUUCCAACCAGGAGCAGUUCCCCAAAGAGUCGAGCACUCACGCAUGGAAACACAUGGGCUCAGACAUAUUACAGUUUGCUAUGGGUGAACAGGGAACACAGACGUUUUGCAGUGCUGUGCAGUUUGUCUCUAACUCAGGGUUGAUUGUGGAGAUGAGCUGUCAGCAUCUUCACAGGGCUGUGCUGUAAGCUCUUUCUGUCCACAAAAAGAUGAUGCCCUGGAUUGAGCUUCGACACAUCAAACACGAAUUUCACCAUUUUUAACAAGGUGUCUUUAGAGAGCAGGUCAGUAAGAGCAGCUUGUUCUGAUAUCAAAAGGGAAGUAUAACACUAAUCCGGGUUCUGUGUAACAACCCAGACGGUCUCCAUUCAUGGGGACAAAGUGUGUGCGAGUUGGAGACAUCCUCAGACUGCUUCCUAGCUUAAAUAAUGAUAGUGAUUAUUAUUAUUCUUCUGUGAAAACUGUGACCACUGCUCUCUUCUCUCACAAAUUUUUUAGACUUUAUCCAAAAAUAUCAGUGAAUACAUAAAAGCCUCUGGGUGUACCCUCAUUUACAUUACAGUUGAAUCUUGUAAUGCGCUGUUAUAAUGAACUCUGCUUAAUGUACUUCACUUGUCUCCUUAGCUGCAGGCCAUCAUUUGCUGCUUUGGGUAUAUAUCAUAUUAAUGUUGCUUUGUUUUAACACCACUGCUUAUAUUUCUUGUUUGUGUUCACUAAAGCCUAAUCAAAUUACCAAAGGCAGGUUGCCAACAUCCUGACUCAAAUAUAGAAAACAACCUCCAAGAGCCUCCAGGCUGAAAUAUUUUUAAUUAGUUUAAUCAUAAUGGUGUGAUUUCUGUGAUUUUUAGAGCAAGUUUUUCCUUCUGUUGGAUGGUUUAUGUUAAGCAUCGAGAGUCAUCAUUAGUCGUCAACUGAUGAAUGUUAUUGUGUAGUUUUUGAGGUUGUACAGUACGUUGUUCUGCUGUACACCAACACCAAAGAGGCUCACAGAGAUACCACCACUGAGCAGGUCGGAUCAUAAAUUUGUUUAUCUGAGAUUCCAGACAAAUAAAUUUCCGUUUGUGGAUAAAUACAGUUCUUUUAUUAUAUUGUACAUCAACUUUGGCUGUGGGACACCCCACUUGUCACACUCAUGUAAAGAAUGCGGAUAGUUGAAUGCAUUUGUUCAUUUAAGCGUGUGUGUGUGAGAGAGAGAGAGUGAGAUAAAAAGUGAGAGAGUGAGAGAGAGGGUGAGAGAGAUCCUUGCAUUUAGCAGCCAGAAAUAGCCUGUUAGGAAAUCAAUGUUCCUCUCUCAGUGGCGCUGGGAGCUGUCUCCUCCACAAUAGAGGGACUGUCCUGUUUCCUGCACCCUGGAGGGAGUGUGUGGAGAGAGAGAGAGAGAGUGAGAGAAAGUUAAAAGAGAAGGAUCUCAUCUUUGCUGUUUCUGGGUCCUGCAUAAACCACCACUGGACAUAAUUAAAAAUCCUGUUAAUCUCAUACUUUUUUACUUGACCGUCUCUCUGCUUGAUGAGCAUGUUGAGUUUAUAUGUUAAAGAUGUAAUAAACUGUCUGACCUACUUUAAAUUUUGAAGAUUAGCUAACCACAGCUUCAAAAUCAUCCCAGUAACUAUUUUCGUUAAAUUAUCACAGGUCUUAUCUCAAUAACUAAAUCAUAUCCUAACCUGUAUUGUAAAAAGACAUCCACAGGCUGCACUAGAAGUCAAUUAUUGUCUUUAUCUGUGUUCCAGAGCUCCUUGGUACUGCAAAGAAAGUGAAUGUCAACUUCCAGGAUACAGAUGGGUGAGUUACUCUCUCUUAUUCCUGCGUUAACCCUCACUCUCUCUUUCCUUAUGCCAUUAUCUUUCACUCCCCUCCUCCUCUUCUCCCUUUUAAACAUCACUCCUCCCCCACUGUCCUCUACCGCUCUUCUCCUGCUCCCAUUCAUGUAAAAGCUGGUAGAAUUACUUGUCUCUCUGUAGUAUUAAAAGAUGACGGAUUAACCCUGAUAGCACUCAGCUCAAGUUCAGGCUGGAAUAGUGUGGAUAUCUGCGUGCUGGAGAGAGUAUUAACAUCAUUAAAAGCCCCACAUGUGUACAGACUGUGGCUACAAUACCGCUGUCUAUGUAAUCACAUAUUUGUAAGUUACUGUUUGAAAAACAACACACAAUAUUUUUACAUUUAUAAUCAGCUGGAGACCCCAGUCUGUUCUUACUUGGUGAUGACGAGCAAUGAGAUGGCUGAUGCCGAUGCUGUCGUGCUGGAAAAGAAGACUCAGUUUGUGGCUAAUUGUCCUUCUUGGGAAAAGCUUUUGAGAGUUUUUAUGUUCUGUAGUUCUUAAAAAGUUCAUUGUCCCCUGGAAAAGUUUGCUGUCUGCUUGCAUUGCUAUGAAAGCACAAUAUAGCGCAGCUUACGUUUCACACACAAAGCCCAUUUCAGUGCUGUUGAGGUUUCAAAAAUGAAGAGAAAAUAAUGAUGCAUUUUUUUUUCUGCUUUUGAACAUUAUGUGAUUUAAAACCAAACCCAACCAGGAAGGACCAGUAACUUCAUGUGAGUCCUGUUACCGCAAUGCUCAUGCUCAGCAACUUGUAGCCCCUUUCAAAGAUCCUGCUCACAACAUAAAUAAUAUACAACCUGUGUACAAUCUUAAUUACAGCAGGCAUUUCACUGUCUCGUGCAUAUUCUUAAUGAUGCACAUUAUUUACCCAGAAGCUUUUAUAAGAGAAUGACAAAUCAAAUAAUGUCUUUGUCGAACAGUUUGCACUCAAGCUGCUCCUACGUGUGAAUUAAGUCGAGAGGGUCUAUGCCGAGAAUCGUACAAGCUGUUCAAAACAUCAUUUGGUGCAGCUUCAGCAUUACUGAAACUGUUCCAAAUGCCCCCUGUGGCCCUUUCCAUUAAUCUGGCACUUUCUGUACAGUUCAGUAUCUACAAUACAUGACUGUCUGCAGUGCAGCAGGAACAAACACAGCGUCGAAAUGCAGAUUCUUACAGCCAUGAGUCAUGCCAGCUGCGGCCCUUGUGAGAAUCAUUUUAAAUGAGCUGAAAGACUGCAAACUGCACUGAAUAAAGUGUUUUCUAUGAAGAUAAAGAUCAGAGGUAAUCCUCACAGCGCUGCUUUGCCACUCCAAGUGAAUCUGAACAGCGUAAUCUAAUUAGUGUGUUUACUGUUAUUGCCUCUUUGCCCCUUAAUUCCUCCCAUAGUAUUAAGUGCUUCAUGCUGAUGUGGAUGUAUGCUUUUGUCUGCUGCAUGGAUAAAUCACAAAUAAAGUUGAUGGUGGAAACGUAUGAAAGCAGGGGAAUUUUUACUUUAUAAUGAGCCCACACAGCUAAUGAGUCUGCACACGAGUAUUCAUUUUAUAUUCAUUGAAUGUUUUUGGCAAACACUUUGAAGGCUCUAAAUGAACUCAGUGUAAAAAAAACACUGCUAAUUGGGAUCAUUCGCUGGAGAUUUUACCCAUCUGCAGUGUGCGUUUGGAUGUGUGCGCAUGCAUGUGUGUAAUAAAGCGUUUCUUAAGUGGUGCCAAUCAGCUGAAUUCUUAAAAGCCAGCAGUAGUGGUCAGUAAUUAUGUGAUUUUAGUAUAAUGAGUAAGAACUGUAGAGUGCAGAAGUAGUGGUGGCGGGUUUAAAAUAGCGAGGUAAACAUAGAAGUACAUCACAUGUGGCUUCAAGGCUCUCUCACAAGAUUUAAGACUUGAUAAGAAAAAAAAAGCACUCAGCAUCUUCCGUCUUUAUAGACCCUGACAAGGAGAUCCCCAUUGAGUCAUAUAAGUGCAUCACUGGAGGGCUUCACUGCAGUUCUAUAGGCAGUGUGUGUAGGUGUGUUUGUGCGUACAGGAAGGUUUGAAGAUGAAAAGAAUAAGAAAAGGAGACAGCUUAAUACCCACACUUGUGUAACUUCAGUAUGAGACACAGGGCUGCAAAAACCCUGAUCACUAUUAUUUUGAUUUAUAUGAUUAUAUAAAGCAGUUAUUUGUGAUUUGGCAUCUGCAUCCUGUGCAUUUAAGUAACUUAAACCAAAAUAAACAGUUUAACCUGCCUUUUUGUUUACUAAAGCAUACUGUCUAGAAUUUUUAACAUCAUAAGUACUAGUACCAAAAGGGACCAUGCAUCACUUAAAUGCAUGAUGAUUAUCCGAGUAAGAUUAAGAUGUAGAAACAUGUCUUUAUCAUAGUACACUUAUUUUUUCACAGAAUAGAUGUUUUUUUUUCUUUUCUUUUUUGUUAAUUUGUUUUCCAUCUUCCUCCACUGUCAAGAUCAGGCCUCUGAUGGACUGUCCCAUUUGUAGGUUUGCUUGAAUACCCCCUUACUUAGUAUUUACCAAAUGUGAUUAUAACCCCAAAGCAGGGCUGGAUGAUGAAACGAUAAUGAUAUAUAUCAAAAAAUUAAUUUCCCUCAAUUUCAAUAUAAAACAUGGUCAACAUGCUUUUCGAUAGUCGGCAUUCUGAGAUGUUUUGGUAGACUCUAAGAAUAGCCAGUGAAAAGUGGAGUUACUCUGGGUCCGACAUGAAGCACAGUAAUGUGCACUGCAAAUUAUGAGCACUGCAUCCGAGCAAGGAACCCAUUGCGCCUGUGUAACCGACCAUUUAGUGUGCUUUCUCUAGCGCAACGCCUUGUGACAGAACGUAAAAGACACAAAGACCUCAGCAAUGCAGUAGCUUAUUGUAUUGCAAAAGACAUGCUACCAAUAAGCAUUGUUAAAUUUCAUUUUUAUAUCCUGAGAUAUCGAUAUCGACUGAUAUGAAAAAAUAUAUUGUGAUAAACUUUUUCUUAUAUCGCCCAGCCCUACCCCAGUCCUGUUAGUCUCAUUUCUCUAUCGGAAAUGAGACCAACUUCACCCAUUGAGAUGUAGACAAAGCGUUUAGAAAACAGAAAACAUUUUCAAAGAUUGCUAGUAAAAAUGUAUAAUGAGUUUCUCUUUAGUGAGUCUAGAGAGAAAAAAUAGUUUCUCAAAAGAUUAUUUAUUUUUGAUGCCCAAAGGUAAAUGUGAUAAGUAAGAAUGCUUUUAAUAUCUGAGUCAUCUUGACAUUCAGGAAAAGAGUUUUCUGAGGAUCCGGCCAUCAGGUCGUCAGAUGAUACAACAACAUUGUAUUAGACUAAAUUGUCACCAUGUUAAGCAACAGCUCAUUAGAUUCUUUUAAUGUUUGGACAAGAGCAGCAGAAACCUCAGAAACCUUAUCUUUCAGAUGAUGGAGUUUGUGUUUUAUGAAGAGAUAACACCUGCGACGCACACUCAUACAGGCGGAGUGACAGACACUGAUUAGCAAAAGAACAGGAGAACAUGGACAUGUACUGUUAGCACACCUGCGUUUUUGUAAAGAAAGUGAUAGACAGCUUUUUUUCUCUCCUUCUCGUCCAGUGUGUAGUUGAUAGAGAGGAGUGUUUUUGACAAGCCAAAGAUGCACACAUUUUCAUUCAAGCUUGUUUAAGGGUUGAUUGUGCAGAAGUGUGACAGAUUGUGCGCGUGUACGCGUCUGCAAAAAUGGGGCAGGGGUGAUGAAGCUAAUCAAAGAUAUAAACAUGUAGAGUGUUCAAACAGCGUGAGAGGAACAGGGGAGAAAGUGGCUUUUACGGGAUCAUAAGAGAGGGGCUGAGAUGAGCAGCAGAGAAGGGUAAACAGAAGCAGCUGGUGAGAGGGAUUGGAGAAGCAGGAUAUGAAACAGAGUUUGGAUUUUGAAAUGUAGAAGCAGUGUGCAGAGAUAGAGAUUUAGUGAGUGUUGUUCUUGUGCUCUUGAUUGACCUCAAGCCCUCAGACUGAUCAGUGUUGUAAUUCUGAGAUGGUUAGAUCAUUUUCACACACCUGAAUAAUUCAUAUAUUCAUAUAAUGCAAACACAGCUUGAUAUACGGUGAGAGGCGCUCUUACGUGACUGGUGUUACCUACUUGAGUGUUUCUUUGUUUUGCCAAGCUGGCCACUAUUGUAUAACAGACAGUGUGAUAGAAACGUUCCUUUUAAAGGGAUAUUCCGGCGUAAAAUUAAUUUAGGGUCAAACACACCAUAACACCGAGCUAGACACCGACUGGAGAGAUGAAUGUUGCCGAUCGCUUGCUUCUGUAGUUAUACCAACUUUAGUAACGACCGAACGAUAGCAACACACAGCGGUCUGAGGAGCCAUAAACAAACCGCAACCAAAAACGCCACUCUAUAGCCACAAAUAAUGCUCAGAACAGCACCUGACUUCAUCAACAGUACAUAUAAGAUCCCAACCAUAGUACCAGCCACCAAACAUGUUCUCAACUUUGCCUAAUUUCUUCAGCAAAGAGACUAAACACAACUCACCCACUCUCUUCCAGCAGCUGCUAUGGGGAUUGCUGUGGGGUGACGCAGCUCAAGGAAGAACAGUUAUGUUCGUUUCUUCAUGGAAAUGCAAUCAGACUGAGAUGCUGAAGAACUACCGCGUCUGCAGUGCAAAAUGAUUAAUAUGGUGAUCAUUACUUCAUGGAAAUGAUAAAGAAAUGAGGUUUGUUUAUUGCUCCUCAGACUGUUGUGUAUUGCUAUCGUGCGGUCGUUACCAAAGUUGGUAUAACUAGAGAAGCAAGCGGUCGGCAACAUUCAUCUCUUGAGGGGGUGUCUAAUUUGGUGUUACGGUGUGUUUGACCCUAACUUAAUUUUAUGCCGGAAUAUCCAUUUAAUACAGAAUCCAAAUUGUAAAUGUUUUUAGUUUGGAUAUUUGUCAGGGAUUAACAUCAUCCUUGUGUAACUCGAAUGAUUCAUACCAUUUUUACCUUACUUAAUCAGCAUUACGUGUUGAACAUAUCUGGUGAAGAAUCAGUCAAAGAUGUAGGCUGAAUUUUUCAAAUGUGAACAUUCAUUCAACGCUCAAUUUGUUUAGAAUAGGCUCAGCAAUAUCACUGAUAUUUUCAGGACAUUCAAGCUUUAAAGGUGAAUACCGCAGCUCCUCAUACGCCCCUGCCUAGGAAGUUGUAUUUGAAAUAAACUUACAUGCAGAUCUUUCCAUUCCUGGAGUGAUAGAUAAACAGAUCUGAAACAAAAUGAUAAAAAGCAAAUAAUUUAUUCAAGUUAAAGAAGAGAUUUGCAGGCAUGAAGAAAGCAAGUUGAAUGCAGGGGGGAGAAAGAGUUGAAUUGUUGAAUGCUAAAAAGGGAGGUGAAGAGUGCAGGAGAGGAAACUGAAGGAAGAAUAGAGUAUGUAAGAGAAGAGGAGAGGAGAAGGAUGUAUAAAUAUUGUAUGGUUGCUUUUACUACUUGGCAAAAGAGAGGGCUUCCCUUUCCCUCCCCCACUACCAUACAUGCAUCCCCCUGACACACUCUGCAUGCACACAGGCAUAGACACACACACACACAGAAUACUAAGCCUUGUGCAAGAUUGUGUAACAGUAUCCCUGUUUAACCCUUGAGGGAACGUGAAGGGAAGAAGACUGCUGAGAUGCUGAAGUAGGUUAUGACACAUGCACAAUGGGAACUGAUGUGGGUUCAACACUACUGAAAUCUACACCAUCAUUGGACCCUUUAUGGCAUGUUAACUCAGAAUGCUGUACAGAGACAAGCAGAGGUGUAGUGGUGCAUGUACAGUAUGGCCUGAAUCACCUCUUAAAUCUCCUCUCAUGGGAGCAUUCACCGUUUACCGUCUAAAAUUAACCACACUUACUCGUAUGUUUAUUCUGCAGCAGAUUGUGCCACUAAAGUCUUUAUAUGUGGGCUCUAGAGAACACAUGAUGGAGUAAACAUCUAAUGGAAAAAAAUACCAGUACUGCUUUAUGGGUAAUUAAAGCUAACAAACCAAAGUACACAAAACACACAACCCCAUAGUCCGGAUUGUCAUACUGGUCACAUAAAAAUUGUCAUGUCUGAGCUCUUAGGUAGACAGUGGAGCUGAGGUGGUCUCACAGGACAGGAUUAAUCAGCUUGGAUGUUUUAUCAUAAGCACUUUUGAAUGUUUUAAGCCUCCGCAGGAUGUAGCCUGUAAAAAAGUGAUUGUUGGAGUUGACCCAACUGCUGUAUUUCCCUGUUCAACUGAAGUCAUUGGUGUAAAGGUGAUUUUGACGGCCAAUUUUGACUGAAAUUAAAAGACGUAAAUAAACUUUCAUUCUGCAUCUCCAGAGGACCUGAUUUCGACAGCCAAUUUUGACUGAACUGCACUUUAUUUCAAUGUCCGAUUUGGAUAUAUUCAAGACGUCAGAGUUAGACAUCCAUAUGACAUCCGAAAAAGACGUAAAAUAAAAUUUAAUUCGACACCUUUAGGAGACCUGAUCUAGACAUCAAAAUUUAAGCAAAAUAUAUGUCAUUUUGACGUCACAUUGCGAAGCGGGGUGGAGCUGAGGUGGUCUCACAGGACGGGAUUAAUCAGCUUGGAUGUUUUAUCAUAAGCACUUUUGAAUGUUUUAAGCCUCCGCAGGAUGUAGCCUGUAAAAAAGUGACUUUUGGAGUUGACCCAGCUGCAGUAUUUCCCAGUUAAACUGAAGUCAUUGGUGUAAAGGGGUCAGAGUGGGCUACAUUAUAAAGACAUGCAAAACUGCCAAAUCCACAGGAAGUGAUCGUUUGUUUCAGAGCGGGGUCUCAUGGUUCCUCCCCUUUUAAGGAGACCCUUUUUUCUCUUUAAGCUAACUCAUGGGACGUCAUUUAUGUUCACCUGUCUUUGUCCUCAGGUUACGUAAUGCUUCCACUUUUCAGACCCCUUCUUAUGCUUAUCCAUCAGAGCGACAUAUUGAUCUUCUCUACACAGCAUACACCCUCUGCUCUUUCACACACAUGACACACAACUCUCUCCCUCUCUCUCUUACACACACACAGUCUUUACAUUAUAUAAUCCCUUUUCCCUUGUUUUUCUUUUCAUCUCCUACCCUCCCAUCUGAUAUAGUCACUCCUGAUCCUCUACUAUUAGAUGUAUUUGUCAUGCUAAGCUCUACAAUUAUGGCUGACCUGUGUGUAUAUGUGUGUGUAUAUGUGGAAAUGUCUUCUGAUCUUCUGAUUGGGAGAUGACUGACUCUCCCACUGAGCCACAGCUGCUCGUAACAUGUAAUGUGUGUAUGUUUGUGAGACUAUACACAUUACUGUGAGACUCAUCUAUUGAAAAAGUGGAGAAUAUAAGGAAUGAGAAAGAAAAUGGAUUAUACCAAGUGAACAAAUAGAGCUCUGAUAUAUGAAUGUUUGUGUUUACAACAGGUUUUCUCCCCUGCAUCAUGCCUCACUCAAUGGGAACUUGGAGCUCAUCACUCUGCUGCUGGAGUCACAGGCUGCUGUUGACAUCAGAGACCAGAAAGGUAAGAGGAAAAUAUACACAUACACACAAAAAUACAAAGACCUGUUUUCAUGCACAGGAGAUACUGUACACACGGCUCUGUCACACAUAAAUACGCACCGAUCAAUACUACAUCAGUGUAUGAUGGAUUUGGCCUGUUUGUUAAUAGUGUGUUCCUGUGUGUGUGUCUGUGUGUGUGUGCAGGUAUGCGGCCGCUGCACUACGCAGCCUGGCAGGGAAAGGCGGAACCAAUGAAGAUGCUGCUGAAAUCUGGUUCAUCUGUCAAUGGCCAAUCAGAUGAAGGACAGAUUCCUCUCCACCUGGCAGCACAGCACGGCCACUAUGACGUGGUGAGUGGGAGCUUUAAGAGAAGACCGAAUCCACAAAAGACACAUGUUUGCUCAUUCAAAUGUCAAAAACUUAUUUAGUAGAUAGAUUAUUUGUAACUUUGGCCUCUUUAGAGCUGCUGUAAGUUCAGAUUCUCAUAAUAACAGUGAACAAACUGCUGUAGAUAACCCCAAAAGAGUCACUCAUACUAAAUAAAAGAGAGAAUAAUCAGCCAACUCAGCUUUCUCUUAGUUUUUUAUUUCAUAUUUUUAUAAGUUUUAUACAGAUUAAUACAGUACAGCUCUUGAAAGAAGACAAGAUACAAAGGAAACACAUCACAAACACCCCCUUUCCCUCAAGACCUUGUCUACUGCUGGAUAUUCCCAUUAAAUAACAAAUUCUAGAGCUAAAACAAAAAUAAAUAAAAAAACAAGCAAGUGCUGGAAUUCAGGUUUUGUAGAUCUUGAAAUAUAAAAGACGUUGAGAAAUAUAAAGGAAAAAGAAAAUAAGUUAAAUGAACUACUCUACGUUAAGAGAAAUACAAAUGUAGACAAGUCGCUGAAAACUGAAAAAGUCCAGAAUUUAAACUGUAUGAUUAUAAAACAUCACAGAUAUAUAUUUCAAAAAGAAAACAACUAGAAGAGGAGAGUGCUGAUUCAAAAUGAUGAUUCACAAUUUCUGAAUGUUGUCCAGAAAAGGUCCCCAAACCUUUUGGAAUUAUUCGCUUUCUCUUAGUUUUAAGAGCUUUUUAAGAGUCUUUCAGAUCUUUUGUGGUAUUCCAUUCAUGCUUCUCUGCACAGCUACAAAUAGUCAAUGGUCAACUCACGAAAUCAAAAAGGACAAAAAAACCUGACAAAGUGCAGGUAAAAGCAGAACACAAAAAGGUGAUUGAUUUGCAGAGAUUUAAAGGGAGGAUGCUAAUUCUUCUCUGUAGCUGCUUAUUUAUUCAUUUUACAACUUUCUGAGUUGAUCAUCGUAGCAGCAGACUGUUGUUUGUGUUUGGUGUCUAGGUUCUGAUCCGUCCGUCUGAUUUUAUGAAUAUUUUGCUCAUUUUAUUCUGAUAUAUCACUCAGUCCAUUUAUCGUUACUUUAACAUCAAACUGCAGGGUAUUUUGAUUCUACUCAGUCAAGCGGAGUUACGUCUGUUUGUGGUUAUUUUUUUCUCCGCUAUUUUUGUGAAUGUAGCUUGGUAGCUGCCUGGCUUUAAGGGAUGUUGGCGUUCCCAUUCUCAUACAGUCCCAAUAAACCCUCCCCAGCUAAGACGACUGAAUCUUUGAGGCUGUUCCAGCUAAGAAAAGAGUCAGGGGGAAUCACUGCAGUGCCGCUGCAGGCUUGCCAAUUCUGUAACAGUGAAAUAUAGCAGACUUACUACAGCAGCUUACAUACACCAGAGAAGAGCAAUACUCAGCAUUUACAGGCUCAGAAAACUGAAGGACUGCUGCUUUCAAUUGAUUAAAUAAGGCUGAUUUACAAAGGGUAAAACCAGGUCCAGGGCUCUAAAUCAACAUCUGUUCCUGGUCCGCAAAUAAAUUAAGGAUUGCAGACAUUGAAACAGAUCAGAAAAUGUUAUUAAACAUCCAGUCAGACAGACAUUUGCUUUUAAAUCAGGAACGGACAUUUUUUUAUCUUAUACAAAGACAUGAAAUUUGGCACAUCUUAAAAUUGGUUUAGUUUUAAGGUGCAUUAGAAAAGAAGAUUUUUAUCAUUUUUAGUCUUUUACCAUUAGAACAAGCUUUUCCUCUCAGUCCUCAUCACUGUGCUAUUCUGGGGACAGUCUGCAGGGAUGGUUUCUCUUAAACGGAUCUGAACACCAGCAGAUCUCAGCUUUUUUCACAGAUAUGCUCAACCUCCCUUUGCAAACCGCUCACAUAUAAUAAACCUGGAUUUCAUGAAACGCAGGCGAAGCUACAAACAGUAUUUAACAUGACGGCAGGCUUCUGUUGUGGAAUUGUUCUGUGAUGUUAAAAGGUUGGUUUGAAGUCUGUAAAAAAAACACAUCAAUGUGUUGCUCGCUAAUGUCUUAAUGAGCGCGGCUACUUUCCCGAGGACAUCUGUACUGCUUUUGAUUUUUAACAGAGCGUGACAUGUUGUCUGAGCAAGCAUUUGGGUUUCAUGUAACAUCUGUGUCUUUGUAGCUAUUCCUGCUUGUGUAUGCAUUGCGUAACUGUCUUUUUAUAUUUGCACUUUUUUGACAAUGCUUGGGUUCUGCCUGUGGACAUGCAGGCCCUUUCCAUUUAACUACUAGUAAUAAUAGUAGUAAUAAUAAUUCUAGUUUACUGUCUCAGCUGACCAGAACAGGGCUGAAUAACUUUUGUCAUUGGGUGUUCAAGGAAAGUUCAGCUCCUCUUUACAAACAUUAUUAGACAGGGCACGCAGGCUUGAGGACAGACUAUUGAGGUAGCUUGAACUGGGGGCAGAGGGGAUAAUAACAGUGCUUCAGAUUGUGAGUCAUUCAGCUGUAGAAAGAUCCAAUAUUUGAUUUCAGUCUGACGGGAUAUAAUUUAAGAAACAUCAGAGGUGCCAGGCUUGAACGGGGCGUCGAGCUGAGAGUUUGUUUGGACCAUACAUUUGCAGGAUUUGCCCCUAAAACUGUCGUCCUUUAUAUAAUUUAAAGACAAAGCAGGCCUCUCAUAUUUUGCUCAGUAGUCGACUGUAAGCUCAGUUCGACAGUCCCUGCAGGAGAAGUGACUGUGGGUGAAUAAAGUUGACUGAUGACUCCAAAUAUUCUGUAGGGGAGAGUGUGAAAUGUUGCAUGCCAGUGCAUGUUGGCCUUGGGAUAGACUGACUGUUGUGCCUUGUCUCAAUAGCAGAGACAUGGAUUGUGUUAAAGUUUCCUUGCGUGUCAAUGAGAGUCUGCUUGUGUUUGUGAUUUCCAUCUCUAGUCUGAGAUGCUGCUGCAGCACCAGUCCAACCCUUGUAUCGUAGACAACGCUGGAAAAACACCACUGGACCUGGCCUGUGAAUUUGGCAGAGUUGGGGUAAGAACUUCUAGUUUUAAUUCAAAAGAAAAAACUAAAAAGAAACCACAGCAAAGAUUGAAUGUUUUUCUUGUUUUUUUCUCUGUGUAGGUAGUCCAGUUGUUACUCUCCAGCAACAUGUGUGCUGCUCUGCUGGAGCCCAAAAAAGGAGACACCCAUGACCCUAACGGGACAUCUCCGCUCCAUCUGGCUGCCAAAAACGGACACAUAGACAUCAUCAGGUACACACACAUAAACACACUUCCUGAUGUUGCUUUAUCCACAAACACUGUUUCUAAUGAAUUGCGAACUUCAAAGUCCACCUAAGCCUGCUGGGAAAAUAAUUAUAUAACACAACAGAGGUACUAUGUAAUCCAGUUAUGAUGGGAGGCAUGUGCUGCCGUACAGUUACGUUUCCAGUCAGAUGCUCCUUAAUUGUUUUAUAGAGUGGAAAACUGCAGAUCCGGUCCUCUGUCACACUAAAUGUCAGCUCAUAAUAACCUCCUCUCAGCUGGGAAAUGAACCCAACUUUUGUUUAUGUUUUUGCAAAGGGAGCAUCAUGCUGAAGUGACUUUUGUUGCCAAGGUGACGUCAGCAUCGGUGCAUGUGCCAGGGCAAAAAAAAAAAAGUCUGUUUUUACUUUCAUCACUCCCAAUCGCAGCUCUUAUGUGUGUGUUUGUGUAGAAGUGAAUGCAGAAGUUUGCUUGGCUGGCAAACGCAGACAGAAAGUGAUGGAAAUUGAUAAGAGAUGGUAGACUAGCGAGGAACGAAAAGAGAGAGAGAGAAAGGGAGAGGGCUGGGAAAAAUAAUGAGAGAGAGAAAGAGAGAGAGGUUUAAAACAGGAAGAAGGGAGUAGAGAGAGAGAGAGAAAGAGAGAGAGAGAAUAAAGCCUGUCAUAGUUGAUAGAGCAAAGCGUGCCUCUCCAGAAGUGACUCUGAUUAAUGAUUGUAAAGCAGGGCUGGCAGUUUGUGGAGGAUACACACUCACAUGAACAAACACACAGAAGCACUGACUUCAGGUCAGUCGGCUGAAGAGACAAACUAGAUGUGUUUGGAGGCUUAAAUCAACGAUAAAGUGUUCAACCUUUUGCCUUUCCUGGGCUCUGUUUUUAAGAGUUUAAGGAACUGACUGUCCUGCAACUUUUAUUGUUAACCAUGGUCAGCUUCUUCUCACAUUUACUGAAAUUAUCACACCCAGCUGUUUGAGUCAGUGAUUAAAUCUUUUUUAAGAAGGACGGUCUCUAACAUCUUCACGCUCUCACCUUGAAUAAUCCGUGCACUACCUCCUCACCGUCUCUGCUCUGUCCUCUCUUUUUAUGCGUCCGACUUCCUUCCCUCACUCACUUCCUCUUUCCUGCGCCCCCUUGUCUCCCGCUGUCAGACUGUUGAUCCAGGCGGGUAUAGACAUCAACAGACAGACCAAAGCGGGCACUGCCCUGCACGAAGCUGCCCUGUGUGGAAAGACUGAAGCAGUGAGACUCCUGCUGGAGGUAAGUGGAACUUUAUAGACGGCCUUCUUUCACAGAUCUCCUGGUUCUGGUUCUGGUUCACAUAAAGAAACAUUACAAACAGAUUAGCAUAGAAAAAAAUGUAACACUUUACAACAACCUAAACUUAUAAAUGGUAAAAUGACCAUUUAUAAAUGGUAAGAAGAUAGUUUAUUAAUGUUUAAUCAUCAUUUAUAAAUAGCAUAUAGACCAUUAAUAAAUUGUACAUUUUACAAUUUUAAAAACCUAACCCUAACUUUACAACCAUCUAAGUAAUGUUUAUAGAUGGUAUAUAAACCAAACAUGAACCAUUUACUAAGUGCUUCUGACACACAUUUAAAUCUAGAUGUUUUACAACCAGUAUUUAAACCCUAUAUAAACCUUUAAUAAAUAGUCCAUUAACAAUUGAUGAAAAUUGUUAAUCAUAAUUUCAUUGCUUGUUAAUGGUAAAGUAACUAUUAACUUACAUAAAUAAACUAUCUAUUUGCCAUUUAUAAUUGGUCUAUAUGCUGUUUUUAAAUGAUGAUUAAACAUUAAUAAACUAUCUGUUCACCAUUUAUGAAUUAUGGUAAUUGUAAAGUGUUACCAAAAAAAAAAAUUGGAUCAAAAAAUACUUUCUAAAAUAAGAGGGAAUCUUCCCAUGUGGAGUAUUUUUGAUAUUUGAUUAAAUUUGAGGGUUUGAGCAUGCAUAAAUCUUCAGCCAGACAUAGUUAUGCAGUUAUUACUCUCCUUCAUUUAUAUUUACAACUGCCCUCCUGAAGGUGUAGUUCCUAUGAUGUUAAUUUUUUGUAGUUAAAAGUGUAUAUAGCUCAUAGAAGGUGGCAAAAAUGACUAAAUUGAUCAAACUUUGCAUACAGUCCACACAGAAAUAAUACAAAAAACAAGUUUAAUGUAAUAAAUGCACUAAAAGCUGACUAGUUAAGUAAUUAAACCCUCAAAAGGCUCUUAAAGGCGUUUGUUUUGACCAUGUUUCUGCUGUUUUUGGGCUUUUGUUUUUGUCCGACUUUAACAUCAUGAUAAAGGAUCCCUCCUAAGGGGGUUUCUGUUAAAGAAAUACAUGAAGUGCAAUUGUAGGGCGAGGCGUAUGGCCGUUUAUGAGAGAUGUGGAAAAUCCCCUCUUCCCCAUGUGAGACAUCCAUUUGUGCUGGUGACUUGACAUGCCACAGGGUGUAUGAGAACAAAGGGUGUAAUAUGUUUUAACCAGAGCAGGAGGAUCUUACUCAGUCAGAGGUCAGGGGGGAGUCUUUGACCUGAAAUGUCUUCACAUUGAGUUUUCAUAGUGCUCCUCUUCAUCACCAAUUCAUCAUUUGGUGUGCGUCAUCGGCCUUUCUCGCCCCACAUUUCAGGCUGUCUUAUCAGGCUUUUUUUUUUAUCGAGAUAGAAAAGAUCAAAACAGAUUUUUAUUUUCUCCUCCUGAUCACUCAACCCCACCUUCGUUUCUCCUCUGCAGAGUGGCAUCAACGCCACAGUCAGAAACACCUACAGCCAGACUGCACUGGACAUCGUCUACCAGUUCACUGCAACACAAGCCAGCAGAGAGAUCAAACAGCUCCUGAGAGGUGGGAUGAUGAAUGGAUGACGGAUGAUAGAAUAUUGAGCAUGUUUCGUGAUCAUACUGAUGUUUUGUCCCUCGUCUCCCUCCGUCUUCAGAUGCAUCAGCUGCCCUUCAAGUCCGAGCUCUGAAGGAUUACUGCAACAAUUACGACCUGACCAGCCUCAACAUCAAAGCAGGAGACGUCAUCACGGUAUAACAUGCACACAAACACACACACACACAAACAUAUACUCACAUAGUAUUUCUGACAAACAAAUAACCGCCUGCUGAACUCUGUAUGCUCAUAUUUAUAAGGUUUAUAGUGAUAACAUUUUUAAUAUCAAGUGAAUUAAAUAUUUAUCAAGAUUUUGUUUAGUUGUUCAGCUCAACUAAUUUUAUGCUAAUUAGUUAUAACAGCAGGAACAGACUUUUUUAAAUGACAGAUAUUAAUUUGGAGUUUUUGCUUCUUCGUGAAAUACUGGCUGAUCCGACCUUUUUCGGGUCUCUAAGAAAGUCAUCAAAAUAAAACAACAUUAGAGUAAAAAAACACUUCGAUAUUGAUUUCUUCUUCUUUUCUUUGCUCAUGACAGGGUUAACUGUUUGAAGAUGUGAGUGAUGUUGAUAUAACUUAUACUCAUAUUUUGAAGGUCAAACUCAGAAUAAGUUUAGACAGCACUUACUGAAGGCAGAGCUGCUCACUUUGCUUUUUCUUGUUCUGUUUUCCAGAGGGAGCUAUAGGUCAAGCACAACUUCUGCAUAUGAAGUAUAGAUGUUAUUUAAUCAAUAUUAUAUGCAAAAAAUUGUAACUCAAGAGAGCAAAAAAAGCCUAAAAGUAGCAGUAUAAAAAUGCCUGUCUUAAAUCACUGCUCUGAGUGAAUUCCCAGAGUUAGUUUUGUGCUUCUUUAAAUGUUGCUUCCCAGUUUGGCGAGACUAUAGAUGAAUAUACAUAAAUAAGCGGUUGAAGCCUCCCUCAUUUACUGUGAAUUUGUUCGACAAAGACGUGUAUUUUUAUGCUACUUUGCAGUCUGCCAGCCGAUCAUGAAUAUUCAUGAGCCUUUAUACAGCCUUUGGGAUUUCAUAGUCAUAAAAAAGCAAAGUUGUGCCAAUGCUUCUUUAAGUGGUUAUCAGAUAAAAAUAGCCUGAAGGAAACCUGAUAAGAAGUGUAAAUUUUAAGAAGUCACAGCACCGCAAAUACCUGUAUGUUUGUUUUUAUUUCAGUAAACGAGAGUGUGAAACUUUCCUCUUCGCAGGUUCUGGAGCAGCAUCCUGAUGGACGCUGGAAAGGCUGUAUCCAUGACAACCGGACAGGAAAUGACAGAGUGGGUUACUUCCCUUCCACCAUGGUGGAAGUCAUCAGCAAACGCACAGGUAUGUGAGCUCUCUUCAGUGUGUGCGUGGGAAUGCAGAAGUUACUGAAAACUCAACAUUUGGGCGUAUCAGUUGGAAAGAGUGCUGAGUUACAUCUUAUACACUUAUUUAGGUAGAAACAUAGAAGAAGAGAUGAGAGACGUAUUCCAAAGGAAAAAAGGGCGUUUCUCAUAAACCUCCUGAUGUGAACACCAAACGAAACUCUCCUUUAAGUUUCCAUUUCCUGGAUGAAUACAGGUUAGAGUGAAAAUCCUAUCAGACAAAUCCUCUCCUUUCAUCUCACACACCGGGAUAUUGUUCACAAAUUAUUAUCUUGCUCUUUAACUGGACCUCAGCUUCCCUAAAAGAAAACACAGGACCCUCAUAACUUCAGCCUGAUGAUAAAAACCUGUGAAUGACAAACAGGUCCCCAGAUGAUGUGUUUUUCUUCUUCCUUUUAAACACCGGGUUUACUCUCUGAAUAAUUUUUUUAGCCUCUCUCCAAACAGAUUCAAGUACAAAACUGUCAACUGUACAGAUAUCUUGUUAGUCACUUUCUUUCUCAGGGUUAUUUUGGAAAAAUUACGGUACUUUCAAGCAUUAGACUACAGAAGAGUAGAUGUCCUUGCAAUGACUUCACCAGCUAACUACCUGACGUUGGCAAGCUUACACCGAGGUUUGGCUUGUUGAGCCAGCCUCCCCAGCAAAUCUCUGACUUCAGCUUAAGGCUAAACACGGCAUUCUUUAAAUGUGAUAACAACUGGUCAGAACACAUGGAAGGAAAGCUGAUGGGAUUAAAUAAGUGAAUUCACCAAAUAAUCAUCAUGUUUCACUGAAGAAUACUUUUAAGAUGCAUUUGGGAUGACCAACUUUCUCAAAAACUUUCAAACAAGCUAAACUUUUGAUUUUCUCUGUCGUGUAAUAUGCAUAUAUUUAAGAGCCAGUCAGCUUGAAGUAGCAUAGAAACUGGGAACAGACAGAAAACAAAACCUGAUGUCUUUCAUAUAUAUAUAUUUUUGAAUGCUAAGCUCAUGCUUCAAUCUCAGAAAGAAAUCGUUUAAACUCUUUACUCCAUUCGAUGUCAGCGUGACAAGCUUCUGACCUCUCCGGUGAGAUCUACAGAGCACAUUCACAUCAGCAACACCAUCAUUCCUGUGUCAUUCACAGUCGCAAAGAAGCUCAGAUGUUUAAGUUGUUUACUGAUGAUUGUCUGUAGGUAUGGUAUCUGUCUUUCCAUCUGUAUGUUUCUAUGUAGUAUAAUGUCUUUGUCUCCAUCUAUAUACUUGUCUCUCUCUGUAAAUGUCUGCAUUCAGCCUUCAUAACAACUCAUCCUCUGAUCAUCAGCCUCUUUCCUCAUUGCUUCUACAUCGUGUGUAGUUCAUGUUUAACUGUGAAACCUGCACCAGUUACAGGAAAUGCCAUUGCGGCUGUUUCUCUCCUUACAUACAGUUAAGAGCAGCUGUGGAUACAGUAGAAAACAGCUUGAAAUCCCCCACUCAGCUUGAACAGCCAUACUGACUAAUCACAGCCCUGCACACUUGGGGCUAUAGCAGCUGUUUUAGCAAGAGGUUUCAUUUACUCAACUGUUUUCAUCAAUUUUUAAUUAUUCCUUUUCUCAUCCUUCUUCCCCAGUCAGUGUCUUCUGCAUGUACUCCACGUCUCAUCCUUUUAUCUCUUCACAAGAAUGGAGAUAGGACAUCAUUUUAACCAAAAUAAAUAACAAAUUAAACAUUAGCUUGAGAUAAUUACUAAGAAAUAACUUUCCUUGAAGUGCUCCAUUAUUCAAGUCCAACAUAAUGUUGCAGCAGGCUGUAAAAACAAAGUAAAACGCUGUUAGCUAAUUUAUAUGACCACAAGAGCGAGAAGUUACUUAUAUAAGGUCAGAUGUUUGAUUGCAAGGUCUGUCAAAGACCUACAACACAUGGAAUCUUUCUAGUCCACGUGCAGGAACUGCUUAAGAUCCUUACCCUGAUCAACCUGUACCUAAAUAUAGCCUAGCAACAAACCUUACUGUGGCUCCACUGAGACAGCUCACCUCAGUAUACUUAAUACAGGAUAUUUUCUUUGUGUGCGUCAAUGUGCAGCAUUGACGUCUAUGGUUUGAAGUCUUUAUGAAGCAGAGCAGAGCAAGGAAGAAGUGAAGAUCAUAUGUCUGUAGGAAGGCCGAGCUUUCGGGGCAUCGUUGUGGUAGUGUCAGUGCACAGUCUGCUUAAAUUUAUAUUUUAAAUGGUUAGUUGUCUCAAAGUUGACACAUAUGUGUGGACGGUGCGUUGAAUAUCUACAAAGUUAUGCAGCUAAUUUCCCGUAGGCAUCGCACAGGUAAACAGCUGCAUGUAAACUGGAAUAGCCACAGUUUUCGCUCAAUGCUGAGUGGAAGUAUGAUUUUGCGGUUAGGGAAGAAAUGCUAGCAUCAAGCUUGCAUAGUAGUUUUCACGUUUUAAUUUGUUGUUUGAGUUCAGCUCUCAUGGUGCGUUCAAAAACCUCAGCUUGCCUGGGGGCUUGGUAAAUGCACCAGUUUCAUGCAAUGGGACUUUUUUUUAUUUGACAGCCAACAGAACAUCUUUAUUUUUCAGUGUGUCUGCUGUAUCUUAAACCAGUAAACACUUCCUGAUAUACUGUGACGUUGCACAAACACCGUUCUACAUGGUAGCCACUGUAGCUUGCAGUGGUAUCUUCUCACUUUGACGUUUUCUCCGUCACAAAAUAAAACUUAAACCCAAGCCCAUGCUAAAAGCAGAGGACCUUUCCUGGUCAUCUCCCAUACAGCCUCCUUGGACCAUUUCCACAUUCACCAUGGAUCACUCACGUUUUCGCCUCUCCAUGCAUUUCAUUUUCAAGAACAUCCACAUUCGUUUGUCUUGUCUUUUUCUUCGUUCUUUCUUCGUUCAUCAGUGGUCUCCACCAUCUUUCAUUGUUUUGUUUAACUUCAGUCUUUGUUUUGAAUUUCUUUUUUUCCUCCUUUUUCUUACUUGUAAUUCUCUGUUUUGUUGUUUGUUUGUUCCGUGGCGGUGGAUCACUGUUGGCUGGUUGUGUGUGUGUCGGUGUGUCGUCACGGUGGGUGUUAUCUAGGUUUGGCCAGCACAGUCAUUUGCACUCAACAGUUUCAAAAGAUACCGCUGGUUCCUCCGGCGACGGUUGCCCCUGCCAACGCGGUAGUCAACGGCAACGACACCACGUUCCAUCAGAUCCAUAUCCUGCCUCCACCGCCUCCUCCUCCACCACAUUCCCAUCAGCCACUGCUUCCACUUUUCACUUCCUUUGGCUAUAACAAGUCGCCCGUGACAACCCCACAGGGAGACACACCCACUGCCCCAGGUACACGCCCCCUUUUCAUUAUUAUUAUUAUUAUUAUUAUUAUUAUGAAAGCUCUAAGGGAUGCUUUCCCUCGGCCAUUUUUAUCGUGUAUCUGUUUGUAAAAUCGAUUUCCGAUUGGUCAUGAAAAAUUCCAAUUGGUGUUUACGAUGUUUUGAAGAAGGCAUCCUUUAAAGUUUUCUUUUAUGAAUCCUUAUUUACGUAACUUUAAGAAAUUGUGUUGCUCAUACUGUGUAACUUUUCUUUUUUGUUUUUGCUGUUGUCAUCUCCAUCACUUAGAGUCUGAGUCAGCUUCAAACAGGAGCCUGGAGAAAUUAGGGCACGUCUUUGUUAUUGUGAUUGUAAAAAUGACAGCAUAGGGACGCUCCACUGACAGAGUGUAUAUUUUUAAGCAUUUUACACAAUAUAGCUGACAAAAACACUCUGUUCGAGGUCAUUUUAAUUGACAGUCUGUCUUAUUGGGUCGUAUUGGGUUAUAACCUCCUAUGACUCAAAGAACUUUACUGGAAAACAAAACAGAGGCAUAGAGGGAAGCAAAGGUAAUGUCCUAGCAUUAGCUUGUUUAACGGCUAUCUUAGGUGCUCCCCCUCUCCCUCUUUAAUGGUAGUAAAAUCAUUUGAGCCAUGCCUCUUUGUCAUUUAUUGGUUGUUGUAGCUUUAUACACGUAGAAUUCAGAUAUUACAGGCUUCAGAGUAGUUCGUCAUUAUGGAUGUGGUUUCCUUUUGAAUAGAAAUUAGUAAGAAGGACAGCUAAACACUUGCCAUCGUGCUCUGUUCACCUGAGUUGGUUUGCGCUUCAUGGUUAUUUAAUUUUUUGCCGUUAUUAUUUUCUUUCCCCCCUGUUUGUUCUUUCUUCCUGUCUUCUUUGUCCCCCUCCCCCCGUACCUCACUAUUGUCCCAAUCACCGAAACGAUCCUGCAAGUGUUUUAAACACAUAUUCAUUCUCCACGUUUUUCUCUUGACCAAACUGUGAGCACAAACGUUUCUUCUGUUGUAACCUUGUCUCUUGUGCUACUCUCAUGCCUGAUCAUCUUAACAUCACUUUUACUGACCUUGCACUUAUACCCUUAAUGUAAGCUUCCUUGAAUGUUUAUUGUAGUCGUGAUGGUAGGAGGAAAGACGCCUAAUCAAUCUGGAUCAAAUUACUGAAUAUAUUGUGACUGUAUUAUUCUGUAGAAAGAUUACAGCUGUUGCUUUAAUGCUUGCUUAGUUUGUUGUAAGGCAUGUUGGAUUUAUUUACCCGAUAUUUAAAGUUUGGCAAACACCACCAGAAGUGUCUGAAACAAGAGAAAUCAUGCUUAAAAAUGUUAGACAUGCAGGAAAGUAGCGAGCAAUGAACUGUCAAGCACAUACACAUACAGUUUUUAAAAACGUCACCCAGGAUGAUUUGCAGGUAAGGCAUUUGCUGAGUUAAAGCUAUAAACUACUUUGUGAAUGGACAUCUUCACUGGACAUGGUUUUGUUUCCUCCAGGAGAUAAAAUAUCUGUGGUGAAAAACGAGUAGAAAUAUUGGCAUACAUACAUGCAUAUAUUGGCGCUGACUACGAUUAUUCACGACAAAAAUGGCAGAUUUUUUUUAAUUCCAAAUGAUUCAGAUAACAACAAAAACGACCAAUAGUCAUGAAGUGAAGACUGAUCGGUCCCUUAAGGUCACUUGGAGGGAUACAAAACGGCCACAAGAAGGAGCUGCAGCAUUACAUGACAGCAAUGGAACUUUUUAAUGUGUGUGUUUCACUAGAGCACUGUUGGUUCACACAUAUAAACCAUUUAUAAAUCCUUAUUCUGAGGGUUAUAAUGGUUUAUGACUCUCUUCAAAUGCACUACAGCAGCCCCAUUCUGACAAGAUUUACAUAUAUAAUCACACACAUAUGGAUGCAUUAUAUAUGUAUGUGUAUGUACAUAAUGGCAUAUAUGUGUAUAUACACAGAUAUUCAUGUUAUGGAUUUAUUUAUGUACUUACGGUAUAUAAAUGUUUUCAUAUAUCUAUAUCUAUAUAUGCUGUAUUUUUUCUGUGUGUGUGCCUGUGUGCGUGUUUGUGUGUGGGUGUGCAUGUGUGUGAGGAUCAAAGUGUGGUUGGUGAGCGUGAAAAUGAUAUAUCCUUUUUUAAAGCCUCCUUUACCUUCCUUUACCCACUGAUCCUGCUCGUCCUUCUUCUUCAUGAAUUUGGAAACUAUUUUAUUUGCUCCAGCUCGAUUUUAAACUUAAACAGUUUUAUAUUGAAGUCUACGCAAGAUUUGCUAUAGGGAUAAAUACAAAGUAAGAAUUGCUUGAGCCAACUUUAAAGCAAACUGUUUAUGAAAUAACUACAUUUGAUAUGACAAGGGUGGUCAAAAUUUUCCAUUUUUUAUUCCUCAUAGCAUAUAUUUAUACUUUUUUGAUGAUGAGUUCGCAGUGAUUUAAAUUUAGCUACAAGAGGAGCUAGAUUUUCAACUUAAGACUACAAAAUCUCACCAGGUUUGGAUUUUUUUGUCCUGCUUCACUGGCCCAGUUUAUGAAGUCACCAUCCUUCUUUCUUCCUCUGCUCAUUUUUGAUACCAAAAGGAUACCAAAAGGCCAGUGUAGGGGCAGUUAGCAGCUAACAGUGGUGUUCUGUGUUAAAGGUUGUCGCGGCUCAGAGGCAAGUCCUCACAGCUCUCCUUCCCCAUCCAGUGGGCCCCAUGGAGGCUCCAACGAGGAGAUCUGGGUACUGCGCAAGCCUGUGGCAGGUAACUAAGCCGCGCUGCGCAGAGCCCUCAGUCCCUGACUCCUUAAAAGUCUGACCAGGGAUUAAACAGUAUCUGACAGUAGUUCAAAUAAGGACUUUUUAGCCUCCAAGUGUCCCCAAGAGCAUCCAACACUUUCUUUGACCUAUAAAAUAACCUCAUUUGAAAACUCUCAGAUACUCUUUGACCUGCUACUAGUCUCCCAUGUCCUGCUUAUCUCUCCAUCUGUAGCCUAGCUCAACUUAGUGGCCUUAUGUGUAGGACUGCAGCCAUCUGCAUUGGUCUAUAACCUGUGUGUCUUUCCAACUGGAUGUAUGGAGAUGUUCUGGAUGGAGAAGUUUGGAAAAGUGAGGAAACAGAGAGAGAGAGGGAGGGGAAAGGCGAGGGAAAAGAUACGUGUGAGUGUUGGGCAUGAAAGCAAAUGGUUCGUCUUGCUUCCUCCACUCCUGUGUUUGCUGCUCAGUCGUCUGUCAACCGGUCAGUUUGUCUGUCUAUCCGUCCAUCCGUCUGUCUGUCCUGAUCUAUUCAUCCAAUCGACCACAUGCUGCCCAGUGCAUUUUAACGGAGAGUCACACCUGUUACUUCGCUGCUUUUGGAAAUCAGCUAAACCACUCGACGUGUGUGUGCCUGUGUGUGUGCGUGUGUGUGUAUGUGUGAAUGUAUGCAUUCAUCUGGUUGUCGCAUGUGUGCAUAUGUACGUACAAAAACUAUGUGUUGUCUUGGUUGCAUGCAUGUGUGAAUGCACGUGAAUGUUUAUGUGUUUGUGCAUUUGUAUGUGUGCGUGUGUGGGUGCGUGCGUGUGCGUGUGUUGCAGGUGGAGAUCGCAGCAGUGUGGGUAGUUCUGGGAGUGUCACCAGUGUGAGGUCAUCAGGCAGCGGUCAGAGCGCCGGCAGUGCAGCGCACAUCCUCCAUGCACAAGCUGAGGGGGUGAAGGUACGGCACACAAAGAUGUCGAUACAGGAACACCAUUAACUUGAUGAACGGAUGAGGGGAAGGGGUCUUAAUAUCUGGUAUUUAAAUGAAUACCAGGAAAAUAUCCUUAGUUUUGAAAAAUAUCCUAGACCUAUGAGGAAAAAAAGUUCUGAUAAAAAGUAAAAUUAUGUUCUUCUUUCUGAAUUAAUGAGUCAAGAUAACUUGGUUGCAUAAAAACGUAAAUCACCAGUAUUUUCAUCAUUUGCCCAAUUGCCCUUUAAAGGCAUGGUUGAUGAUCUGAGAAGCAGUUGAAAAAAACUGAGCCAUUGAGGCAGAUUUGAAAAAGCGUCCCACCCCCCACACACAAACCUCUCCCCUCGGUGCUCCACGAUAACUCCCCCCUGAACCUGCAUCGCCCUCCCCACGACACACCCCCUCUGGCAGAGCAAGAAGCUGGCCGGCAGAAGAUCCUAUGCUAGCUUCAAAUAGGAUUCACCGUGUUGGAUUGCUAGUGACUAGCGGCAGUAAACGCCUGCUCUGGCAGCGAGCACCUUCUACAGCUGCCUGGACAGCAACCAUGUUUACACUGCAGAGACUAAUAAGAGUUAUUUAUGUAACAUGUGCCAUGAUAAAAGGCAAAAAUGACCUGUUCAAGAAAAACUCUGCUGUCUUGGCGUCUGUUUUCAGGCCCAAAUCCUGGCGGAGCUUUCUCUGCCUCGAUGACUCGUUGUUUGUUCGAGUUAGAUUCCUCGCUUGGUCACAUUUCCUCUUCGACUCUGCCCUUUCUUCUGUGGGCUUGCAUUUUUUCUUAGCACUUUUGGCGGUGGGACAAGCAGAAGUAUUUCUUUGCGUCCUUCUCUAUCGCAGCUCCUGUAGCUAAGCCGCUACACUACUUUUGACGCUCAGAGCUCCAAGGAGGGCCGGGAGAGUGGAGAGUGGGAGGGAACGAGUCGGAACUACAGGAGAGGGGUGUGUCGAAUACAGCGAGGUGAUUGGAUGGAGAGGUGGAGCAGGAGCUGUCCGGGGCGGAAGGCUCCCAUUGGUUCAUAAUAAUUACCAAGCUCUCCAAUUGUCAACCAUGCCUUUACGUCUCCACAUUGCGAGCCCAGACAUAUUAUCUUCCAUCCAUGAAGUAUGCCACGCUUUGGCUCAGCGGAUCAUGGAGAAACACUGCGACACCCUGCAGAUCAAAAUCAAAAUUUCAGCCACGGUUUGACCUUGUUUUAUAACUGCCACUUAACAUAUACCUUUGGAAGUUACAUCUUCAUGUAUUAGGAUUUUAGCUCUUGAAACUUUAACCUACUUUAUUAUGAAUGUGUGGGUAUGAUUUGAUGACCCAGCUCUUCCAUAUGCAAAUAUCUAUAUUUAGUUACCUGCUGCAUGUCAUACAUUAUCAGCAGGUGACCACAAGUGAGGCACUUUUAAAACCUACCGAGGCUGUCACUCUGUAUUAUCAUCAUGUCCUGUUAGAGGUACUCACACGCAGUCUUUCUGGGGGUCUAAAAAAAACUAUGAUGUACCUUUAUCUGGUUUUACUGCCCACAAGUGAUCGAAAAAGAUUCCUGCUUUAUCGUGAGAAAAUGUUAAUUUCUCCACAUCACUACAUGCUGUUUAAAGACGUUUGUGUUUAUGUCUGCUUGUGUAUAUUUUCAGCUUCUAGCCACCGUUUUGUCCCAGUCUGCUAAAGCCAAGGAGCAUCUAAUGGAGCAGUCCAAGUCUGUGGACCAGCCACCAGGUAGGACAGGGACCAGACUGAAGGGAGAUCCUUCAGUUUUUGACCGCUUUUAACUUCCUCUCGGGUGUAAAACAGGGGAAAGAUCAGAAAAAUAGAGUGAUGUUGAAAAAUUAAGAGUCAUUAUCUACUGGUCUUUUGAAAAUAUCAUGUAUAUGACUUCCCCACACUCACACUUGUACACACACAGAAAUCUUGGCUGGUUUAGCAGACAGAUGGCCAAGGCUGGGGAUGUAGGAGGAAGUGUAGAGGACUAUGAUUCGUUGAGUUUUUUUUAUAUCUUGCAAUGCAGGAAUAUGAUUGGUCGAUAUCAAAGUAAUAGAGUAAACUGAAAUCAAUUGGUUAACGAGUCAGAGCGGGGAAAAGUAAACCCAUCUGUUGAUUGAUCCAAAGUGUGCAGUGAUAGGGCAACAGCCUGAAACUGGCCAAUGGUAUUUCUCCCGCCAGGCUCUGCCAGCUCCUCUCGGACAUCUAGCCAAUCGGGAUGCCCACUCCAUGAGGCGCCGCCUUAUGACGCCACGGCAACCAGGAAGGGGGAGGUGCCAGGCGAGGGGAAGGUAGGACAUUUCCAAAUUGCAGCAAAUUCAGAUCUCUCUCCCUCUUACACACAAACACGCAUGAGUCACAUACAGAAAACACUCUCAGUUAACAUCUCUCUGCAUCAGAGUGACAAUGUAGCUUCUCAGUCACCUCAACCACAAUCCUGACUCUUCUUUGCACACAAACACUCUGACUAUAUAGUUUUAAAUACACACAAACAAACACACACUCACUCACACACACUCACAACAAGAUGUCCCAGCGGUUUCUCUCCCAACUGGCCUCGUCCGUUCUGCGAGUGUUCGGAUGCAGCCAUGAUACGGUGAGUGUGUGAGAGGAAGAUCUGCAGCUCGGUCCUGUUUGAAUCUGUAAACAGAAAAUCUUUGGUGUGUGUGUGUUUGUGUGUGUGUGUGUGAGUAAAAGAGAGAGUCCUUUCAUUCUUCUGUUUUAUCUCUUACCUGCUAUCCAUCCUUAUUCACUCCUUUUAGUUGCAGCUUCUCUUCUUGCAUUGCAGCAUUUUCCUUCGUUUGCAGAGAGAAAUGUCUCUUGAUUAGUGGUUGGUAGGUGUGCCUCAGGCAAUCAUAACUCAAGACUCGAGAUGUGUGUUUGUGUUUGUGUGCGUGCUUGUGUGUGGGAGAGCAUGAGCGUGUGCGGGCCCUGGCAGAUUCUUAACAGUGAGUCUGUUGUGGGCGUACUAGCUCCACACGGGGAAGUGCGAAGUCUGAGCUUACAUCAUGUACAGUAAGCUGCUGUUUUCUGUAGUGUACAUGUGCUUAGUCUAUGUCUAAUUAUUCAGUAACUUUAAACACGGUUAAUCAAAGAGCACGAUUAAAGAGCAGGUGGUCGUGAUGGUUCUGCUCGCAUUGAUUUCCUACAGUACCUGUUUAUGUGUGUGUGUAUGUGUGUGUGUGUGUGUGUGUUUGUGUGUGAGCGGGCUUGUGUGUGCUGUCAUCUAAGCCAUGUUCUCACGGCCAUCUGUCAGCUACAGUCCUGAUUCCUUAGCACCCGUCAUCCUAAUAUGUCCCUCAGCAGGGGUAAACAGGAUGGAUGAUGAGAAGCAGGGAGCUCUGAUGGUUAUUGAGGAGGGUUAAGAUUUAAAGUGAAGAAGAAGAGCAGAAGAGAUGGUCAGAAUGGGAAAAAAAAAAAACAAGAUGCAUGCAGAAUUUUGAAGAGGAAACAGGGAUGUGGGAGGUUACACUCAGCUCAUCUGUUGCUCUUUUUGCUACUUACAAUUUCUACCAGGAUGAAUUUAAUAGCUGUAAACCCUUCUAUAAGUGAAAACGCAUAGGCAAAAUGCCAAUCUGAAAACAGCUGAUGCUGUCACCAUGGCUACAUCAUGUACUCUUUCUGCUUGUUAGAACAAACUUACAGCAUCUUCAUUUUCCCAGCUGUUAGUUGGCUCGGUGUUUCCAAACUGCAUCAAAUCCUGUAGCUCUUGAGUGACCUUAAGCAGGGCCUUUCUCCUUCCUAACUUGGCCUGGUUUUCACUCCGGGGCCAAGCAGGGUUAACCAGGGCUUCCUGACGCUCAUUGGGAUGUUGAACAGAAAAAUAUAGUACCCAGAAUGCACUGCCUAUUUUACCCUGCUUGGCCCCGCUGAGAAAAAGUGGCAGUUGAAGAAGUCGACAUGGAGCCAGUGACAGCAUGCCCCCUGUCUUCUCUCCUGUAGAGCUCAGAGGCCGUUGUCCAAUGGCUGAGCGACUUUCAGCUGCAGGUCUACGCUCCAAACUUCCUGGGCGCUGGGUAUGACUUGCCCACCAUUAGCCGAAUGACCCCAGAGGUAAGGCUGCUGAACCCCACUCCCCAGCUAUACCCUUGACUCCCAGAGAGGUUGCAGACAUCCCCCCAAGGAGCACAAUGGAAACAAGUCUGCACGACUUUGAUUUGUUUUCAUGUUUUGGAGUUCAUGUUUGUAAGAUGCAUGAAUAAAGCUUUCUUAAAACAUGCUCAAAUGAGUUCAUGAAACUGGAGAACUGAUCUCAGCUAUACCUUUCUUUUCCUAUCCUGUUUGAACCUUACACCUGUCACCCCUGUUGUAAAAUCUCCUUCUCUGUCUGAAAACUGCAUGCAACAACUUUUGUAACUUUUAAGUCAUUCUUAGAGGGUUUAUUAUUAAUACAUGAAUGCAAAAGACUCAGAAAAAGUAUCAAUAUACUCUAUGUAAGGUAUAAUCUGCACAUCAGCAAUCUGUAAUUUCAUACUUUUGAAUUAUUCUUCAAUUCUGCUGACCCUAAUCCAGACCUGAGAAGUUAAUUCAGCAGUGACUAACAAGUGAAACUACAGAAACAUUCAUUACAGUGUUAAUUUACUGUGACUGACUAAAAAAUACAACCAAGUACAAAACAUGAGGGUGUAAAGUGGGAGAAAAUAGUGAUUUUAGCAAUAGAACGGAGAAAGUGAAAGACAGGAGAGACUGUUUGUAUAGUUUGUUUCCUGUUUGAACUGCAGCUACUUUAGUUCUGGUCAGUCUGAGGUCUUUAUAACCUGUUUAAUGAACCUAAAAGAAAUUUGAAAAAAGGUGGUCUAGAAAAAGGCUCAAUGAAGUUUACUGGUCAACCCUGCACAGUGAAGAUAAACACAUACAGACUGAUUGAUUGAUUUAACAGUGAAUGUAAUUUUAUUAUCAAAUCAAAUGAUAUUAUCUACAAACUUCAAUUCCUGUGAAGUUAGUAUGUUGUGUAAAACGUGAAUAAAACUAGAAUACAAUGAUUUGAAAAUUAUUUUUUCACCUAUAUUCAAUUAAAUACACCACCAAGACAAGAUAGUUAAUGUUCAAACUGAUAAGGUUUUCAAAUUUUUGCUCAUUUUGAAUUUGAUGCCUGCGACAUGUUCCUUAAAAAGCUGGGACAGGGUCAUGUAUCCCUCUGUGUUACAUCACCCUUCCUUUGAACUCUCAAUAAGUAGGCCAGUCUAGUACCCUCACUCUUUCAUCAUGAAGCCACACUAUUGUAACACGUGCUCAAUGUGUCUUGGUGUUGUCUUUCUGGAAUAAACAGUAAUGCUCCUGAAAAAGACGAGCUUAUGGACCUUUCAGCAUUAAUGAAACCUUCACAGAUGAGACAGAUACCCAUGACACGAGCACUAACACACCCCCAUACCGUCAUAGAUGCUGGCUUUGAACUUUAACCUGAUAACAGUCUGGAUGGUCCUCUUCCUCUUAAGCCCAGAGGACGCCACGACCAUGAUUCCCAAAAAGGCAUCGAAUUCAAAAUGAGUGAGUGAGUUUAUCAGUUUGAACAGGGUUUGCAAAUCACUGUAUUCUGUUUUAAUUCACGUUUUACACAACAUAGUAUGUGUUCACAUUCGUUAGCCCGGUCAUAAUAUUAAACACAAUUAGACCAAUUUUGUAUUCAAAUUGUAAAUUUUAACAAAAAGCAAUUUAAUUGUAAAAAUAAAUCUUUCUUCUGAACCUCACAACCCUCCCAUCACCACCAACUGCUCUGCUGCAGCUGCCUAUCCUGAGAGACUACAUUGGUGUUCUCCAACACAAUAACCUACAUACAAAUAAUUGAUAGCACAGAUUAAUUAUUUGUAUGUAUUCAUAUAUGUUCACUCCAGUGCUGUGCAUGCUGAACGGGUCGCAGCUGAGCUGGCUUUGAAAGGGUUUUGUUGUCGGAGACAUGUUGAAUCCCGGCCUCCUCUACUGUUGUGUCAUGUCUACAUAAAAUGAUUCACUUAUAUAACUAAGUGUGUGCGUGAGAUAACUGUCACAACUGUUCAUACUUGUGUGUAAGGAUGUCUUUGUCCCAAACAAUGAGCACUGAAACACAAAGAAAACAAACAAAGUAGACAAUGACAGGAUGAUGCAAUGAAUUGUUCAUAGGUUACACUUCCUAAUAAAGAAGCAAACUACAUGUUUUACUUCACGUACUUUGUUGUUAAGAAAGAGCUGGUUUAGAGAAUAUUAAACUGAAGAGAUGAGUUUGAAUUAUGGAGGAUCAAGCUGAUUUUUGUAGACGCUUCCUUUCCACUGCAAACAUUUACUUUGGCCUUUCUUGCUUUUUCACAUUAUUUUUAGACAUUUCCAUCCCUGCUCUGCUUUCUUGGGCUGACAGGAGCUUCCAUCUGAUGCCCUACUGUCACUCUGUCACUUGUUUCUUUAGUUUUCUUUUGAGUGUGAGUGUGUGCGAGCAUGUGUGUAUACGAUAGAUAGGUCGAUGCAUGGAUGGAGAGAGAAAAUUGUAGACACUUGGGAGGUUUUUAAUUUACUCCGGGAGAAAAGCCUGAAUGUGCCACUGCUGUAUCUCACUUGUCUGUACGUGUGUGUUUGUGUGUGUGUGUGUGUGUGUGUAGGAUCUGACAGCUAUUGGAAUAACUAAACCAGGUCACAGAAAGAAGAUGACAUCAGAGAUUAACAAGCUAAGUGUCAAUGAGUGGCUUCCUGAGCAGAAACCUGUGAGUAAACCUCGAACACACCAGCACUUUGCUUCAGACUAGAGUUACACUGAUAUAAAGUUUGGGGGGCAAUGUGUAAAUUUUCAAUGUGACAAUCCAUGUAAUGACUUAUUAAGCGUUGGGUGUAAAUGGACUGUAUAUUCAGCCCAUUUUCAUAGGCAAGCUCCCUCUGUGGGUGUCCACUGGACUAGUGAGCAGUCAUUUUUGUGGUGUUCCCAUAGGCCAGUCUGGGAGAGUGGCUGUCUGCUAUUGGUCUAAGCCAGUACCAUCAGGUGUUAGUGCAGAAUGGCUAUGAAAAUAUCGAGUUCAUCACUGACAUCACCUGGGAGGACCUGCAGGAAAUAGGAAUCACCAAACUCGGUAAGAUCAACUUUUCUUGAUAUAGAUUUUAAGUCCACUAUGAAGGUUACCUCAGGUCAAAGGACUGAAGUAUGUCUACAUCAGUGUUUGUGAUCAAUGAUAUUCACUAGAGAUAGUUUAUAUUGAAUGACUGAGCCUGUGGUUAAACUUCAUCAGUGACAGGACUGUAUAUAUGCUGAAAUUUAUAAGGAGAGGGCUACCCAGUAAUGCACUGAAAAGAUUAUAAUAUAUAGUGUAGAGCAGUGGUUCUCAACUGGUCUCACUCUGGGACCCACAUUUUCCCAUGGUCCUUAGGUCGCGACCCAUUUUUAUAGAAUUUAAACCAAGCAAAUUUAUUUGAUAUGAAAAAAACCUUUAAAGACUCAAAUCUUUAACAUAAAUACACCCGUUUUAUUAAGUAAAGUGCAUUUCAGAGCACAAGAACUACGGGUGACAACUGCUGAAGUUGCAUUUUCAGAAAAUAUCAAAUUGCACAAAAUAAAGACCAAAAAUUAAAUAUAUAUGUAUUUAUUAUUCAGGCCACAUUAAUACAAAAAAAAGCUAUUCUUCAAAAUAAAAGACAUGUCAAACAUUAGUAUUUACUUUUUUGACCAACUGUUCGCGACCAUUCCAUAACGUGUCCACGACCCACUUUUGGGUUGGGACCCACCAGUUGAGAACCACUGGUGUAGAGUAGACGUGUCAAAUAGGAAGUCUUAUCAUUAAGAAAUUUCCAAAAUGCUCAUCAAACAGGAGAAAGAUGUAGCCCAGUUGUUUAAAAAAGCUUUUUCCUUUAUCUAUUUCCUAUUUAUUGUCUAAAUUUGAUAAAAGUCUGAAUUAUUUUCCCUUUUGUAUUCAAUAUUUGUUUUUUAGAUUUAACUAUAACCAAAAGACAGGGAUUUUUUUAGCUGUUAUAAAGGAGAGAAUUAAUUGAUAAUGGUAUAGUAGCUGGUGUAGCUGUAUUACAGGGUGAGCUUUAGCUAGGUGACAAAGUAAAACAAAAACAGACUAAAGUGUGUUUAUCCAGAAGUUUUUCUGUUAGUGUUAACUGGUAUAGAUAUGUUGUAAAAUGUGAAAAAAUGGGGCUGUCAAUGUUUUGAUUUUCUUGUCUAAUAUUUAAAAAUUUCAGGCCACCAGAAGAAGCUGAUGCUAGCAGUGAAACGACUCGCUGAAAUGCAGCGCAGUUCUGAUGGGCGGGGCUCACUUAGAAAGAAGCCUCCACCAAUCACACAGCAGCAGGAAGUCAUGUCAAUGGACGGCCCGCCUGCAGACGGUAAGCCAACAGAUAAUCAUGAUAAAUACCAAAUGAGAUUUGUGUACAGUUAAUUUAUUUGAUACUCAUUCAAGGACUUCUUCUUUUUUCAGAGGUCAUGUCUCCAAAGAUGGGAACCUUCCAGGACAGCGAGUUGAGCAAAGAGCUACAGAACGCCAUGACUCAGCCAGGGCAAGAGGUCUGCAAGACUCAGCGGACUCGCACCCUCAGUGACGACCAUGAUGAGGUGAUGACACGAGGAGGAGGAGGAGGGGGAGGAGGAGGUGGGGGAGGUGGAGGAGGAAGUACUGGGCCACCCAAGAAGGAGGCACGGACUAUGAGGCAGCAAAGCAGCCAAGGCAGCACCUCCUCUCAUAGAGGGAGUGUGUCCUCGCAGGGGAAACACCGUCACUCCCACUCCCAUUCCCAGCCUGCGCCUCCCUACACUCCCCCUCACACCCCGACCAAGACAAGAACCUCCUCUUCCUCCUCCAGCUCAUCUGUACAGAGCACAGCGUCCCCACAGGCCAAACACAAGCCCUCCACCCAGUACAUCCAAGGAGAGAGACCUCAGUCGCCGCGCUCCCACCCGCCUCAGUCUCCGACUCACCGCGGUGCUCCAUGCCCCCAGCCGCAGCCCCAACAACCACAGCAGCCUCAAGUCCAGCUGCAGCAACAAGCACCACCUCAGCACCACCCACAGGUGCAGGCCAUGGAGGCGGGGGAGAACCAACAACCCCAGGUCCCACUUCUCUGCCUUCCACCUGAGGCUGAGCUGGCUGAAGGAGAAGGAGCAGAUCCUUCAGCACUUCAGCAGAAACGAGCUCACAGCCUCAACAGGUACGCCGUCUCGGAUGGCGAGUGUGACGAGAGAGGAGUGAGAGGUGGAGAUGGAGGUGGAGGUGGGGAGGUAGUCGGAGGUCAGGGUGCCCCUGUCGUCAGAGGCGAUGGAGUCAAAUACGCAACAGUGACCCACCGUGUCAGCCGCAGUCACUCUGUACGCAACCAGGACAAAACGGUCAACCGCAACCACACACAGUCUUUUGCUCUCCGUCAAAAGAAAAAGGGUCCGCCCCCACCGCCGCCCAAACGAUCUAGCUCUGCCAUUUCCAGCUCGAACUCCAACCUGACGGAGGCCAACGCACAGCAGAACACACACACCACCACUGGAGGGAUGUUGGAUGUGCCUUACAACCAACAACGACGGGCCAGUGACCUUGGAGUGUCGGUGGAGGCUGCGCUUGUGGAGACAAGCAGCGUAGGUAGCGUGAGAAGCAUCGCGGCCAUGUUGGAGAUGUCCUCUAUAGGGGGCGGAGCCAAGGGCAUGGCGUUGCAGAAAAAUCUUUUGCAGGUAACGUGAAAUAGUUGUUUGUUAUAUACUGUAAUUACACAAUACAAGUAAACAUAAGUAAUACACAACAAGCCAGAACAUCUUUAGUCAGUCAUGCGUUUAUGUUUUCAUCAGGUGGGGAAAACACGCGAUGCCAUUGGCCUGGACGGCGAGGUCGUGAACCGAAGACGAACCAUCAGUGGCCCCGUCAGUGAGCUUGUUGCAGCUGCCAGGCGUGACCAGCCAACCCCCUCUGCUUUACCCUCUCCCACACCCGAGUCAGAACCCCCGCUGGUCAUGGUUAACUCCUCUUCGCCCAACCCGCCAUCCUCCCCCCACCCCAGUUCGGGUGGCAGUGGAAGUUCAUCAGAGAACCUCCCAUUCGCAGACGAGGGAAGUUUGACUAUUCGCCGCCAAGGUCGAGGAGAAGGAGAGGGACAGGUAGCUAUCUAUAUAUAUGUCCUAUCUAUCUUUCUAUCUAUCUAUCUAUCUAUCUAUCUUUCUAUCUAUCUAUCUAUCUAUCUAUCUAUCUAUCUAUCUAUGCUACAUAUAUGUGUAAUGUAAAUGUAACGUGCUAAAUUAAGUGUGCUUAAUGUACUUGGACUCAUAGUGAAGCUUCUGUAUUCUGUAAGCUCUAUUUGUGUUAUUCAUUUAUAUUUGUUGUUUGAAUGUUUGUGCAAAAAUUACCUCUUAUCAUGAAUGUAUGAAUUUUCCGUUAGUGUGUAUUUUGUGUAUGUCUGCAGGGUGAUGGGGAGGGUCCCCCGGGAGACACCCAAGAGGACAUCUCCAGUGUUGAGCCUACGACUACCUUGAAGAGACGACCUCGCAGCUCCACACCCCACCCCAAUGGGACCGAUUUCACCCUCCAGGAGUCGUCCACCGUCAAGCGACGGCCCAAGAGUCGUGACAAGGAGCCUGAAGGCUAUACGGAUAUGGCUGCAGCCAACGGAGAGCUGGCGGGGACGAGGCAGCCGAACACUACCCAGCCGGUAUCCUACCAGAACGACACAGGCACAGUGAAGCGUCGCCCCGUGUCUGAUGCUGGAGUGACGGAGCAACCGCAACCUCAGCCUCAGCCUCAGCCUCAACCUCAAACUCAACCUCAACCUCAACCACAAGUGACUGCUGCUCCUCGCAGAAACAGUGCAGACCAAGGAGCUCCGGUGGGCAACGAAGGAGCCCCAGUGAGAAAACCAAAGCCUCCAGUCUCUCCAAAGCCUGUCAUGGCGCAAAUAAAGAGACAGGGAGGCCCGCAGACCCCUCCACAAACUGUCUCCAACAAGAGAGUCCCCCUGCCUGGACCUGGGACACCUGGAAGCCCAGGUACUCACACGUGUGAUUGUGUGAUAGCUGAGGGAAGGCCUGUCAUUUCAUUAAGGGGUCAGAUGUGAGAACUCAAGCCCCUCAAAACUGAUGCAUGAAAGAAUUUGCUGAAGAGUUUAAUCCAGUUUGGCACUUUUUAUGAACGUUUAAACUACCUAGGCUGUGGACCGGUAAAAGUCAGAAACAAAAAUGGCAUAAACUCCACUCCUGUGGAGUCAAUGAUUAAAACCAUCAAUCUAACACUAAUCUCACUGCAAUUGACCUAAAAAGCAAGUUUAGACUACUGAACAGGGUAUCCAUGGGAUCUUAAAAGGUCCUAAAACAUCUAAUAUCCAAUCAUUUGAAUUUAAAGCCUUAAAAUAUCUAAAAUCCUCUUAAAAUCUCAUAAAAUGUCUUAAAACGAUUUUGAAAGGUCUUAAAAAUCUAUUAAUUUUACAAAUAAAUUACCUUCCAUAAGUAAUGUAAGUAAUUUAAAAUGUUCCAAUUUCCCUUCAUAUCUACUUUUUUGCCUGUAUGGAUGUUAAUUUGGUUCUAAAAUGUUUUCAUUACAGUCUUAAAAAGUCUUAAAUUUGACUUGUUGAAACCUGCAGAGACCCUUUAAAACCUUUUAUGUAGUGAGAUGAUCCAACCAGGUUCAACAACGACAAUGCUAUGGUAACAAGUAAAAAGUUCCUCUGAUAGAAACAUCACAAAGAGAUAAUCUUAUUUGUACCCAUGUGAUGUCACCAGGAGGCCCAAAAAAUCUAGAUAGAGAAGGAGACAAAGAAAGAGAAUUAAGCAGAUGUGUUGAUAUCGAUCAGUCAGUAGAUCAUUCAUAGAGAAUUCACAACAAAAAGUUAGCAGUGACUUGUGUUUGACUCCAUGAUUUGUUACUUCAGCUGUUGAGAAACCCUCACAGUGAUCCAGCUUUGAUGUUUUUUCUCUUUCUCCAUCUUUUAAGUGGAAGGAAAGAAGAUUCCUCCGCCUGUCUCGCCCAAACCUACACCCCCGCCCAUGGCGCCAAAACCAGCCAAGCUAAUCCACUCCAUGACCAGCCCCCCUUCUCCGACCCCAGCCCCUGCUCCUAUCAAGCACUCUGUGGUGGCCAGACAGACCAGUUCUCCGCCCAAUUUUCCGCCUUCCAACAUCCCGAGUCCGCCGAACGCCAAGCCUCUGAGCCCGUCUUCCCAGAGUCCCCACACCCCGCAGACCCCAACUACACCGCAAACGCCCCAGACUCCUGCAACUCCUAGUCCAACCCCACCACCAGUCAAGCCUCCCCGCUCCUCCAUAGGGGGUGUGUCGGUGGAUAGCGGGAUGACAGGGGGUGGAGUCACGGCGCCGCCCCCUCCAACAACGGACUUUGGUGUGGAUUCUUUGGUGCACCAGAAACUGGAGGAGACGAGUGCGUCCCUUGCUGCUGCUCUUCAGGCUGUGGAGGAUAAGAUACUGCGGCAGGAGGAGUAAGGACGGCACCAACACAUGAACACAUAUUAUCAAUCAAUCAAUCAAUCAAUCAAACUUUACUUUUAAAGCACUUUUCAUACAUAGAAUGUUGCACAAAAUUUUGUCGAUUCGCGCAGGAUAUUUAAAAACAAUGAAAUUAAAUAAAUAAAAAUACAAAUACCAAACCCCACCCAUUCAACACAUACAGCACUCACACACACUCUCACACACACACACACAGAUGCACGCUCAGGAGACCAGAUGAGUGAGGAAACGCUAUCUUGAGUUAAAAAAAGAUGAGGAAACACUGGAUCUAGGACUAAAAUGUUAAAACCAUGAUAAAUUAUAAUAAAGGUGAUAAAACGUUAAAAGUUAAUUAAAUAAAAGUCUUAAAAAAAAAAGUGGAUUAAAAAAAAGAGGUAAUAAAACCCAAAAUGAUUACUCAAGGACUAAAAUAGCUUUUAAAAGAUUAAAAUAAAAUUCAACUAAAAGCCAGACUAAAAAAGUUUGUCUUAGUUUACUUUUAAAAAUAUGAACAUUAGGUGUCACUCUCACGUCUGCAGGUAGGCUGUUCCACAGAUGGGGACCAUAAUGUUGGAACGAUCAUUCACCAUAUGUUUACGUUUUUAUUUUGGGGACAAUUAAAAGACCACCACCUGAAGACCUGAGGGUUCUACUAGGUUCAUACAGUAAAAGCAAAUCAGACAAAUAAGGACCAAGACCAUUAAGAGCUUUAAAAACUAAUAAAAGAACCUUAAAAUCUACUCUUUCAGACUUUCUAGGUCUGAAUUUUGUAGACGCUGAAGCUGUGAAAUGUUCUUUUUAGGAAAACCAGAGAGGAGAGAAUUGCAAUAGUCAAUUCUGCAGGUGAUAAAAGCAUGAAUAAGAGUCUCUGCACUGGCUUGAGAGAGAAACUGGCGCACUCUGGAGAAGUUCUUCAAAUGAUAAAAUGCCUUUUUGGUAACAUCUCGUAUGUGUGGCUCAAAACGAAGGUUUAAAUCAAGUAUAACACCCUGAUUUUUUACUUCUUUGUAUGGAUUAAAAGCUGGAGCUGGGAGUUUCUCUCUCUGUUGACCUGUACCAAGAACUAAAACCUGAGUUUUGUCCUGAUUUAGCUGCAAAAAGUUGUCUGCCAUCCAGGACUGGACGUCUAAAAUACAAUCAAAAAGGACAUCUCACACUCUUACACUCUUACACAUAUUACACUCUCACAACUCACUAAUGCCUUUAUGCUAUCGCUAAAGCUCAAACAUGUAUCAAAGCCAGGCUGAUCUGCUCACCCUACUCUGCUUUGACUAAUAUUGAACUCUUAGACCCCCUGUGUAAAGGGCUAGUCUUAGGAAAGGACACACACUUCACACAGUCAACAUUAUUAUUGUUAUAUUUCCCUUUGGUUUGUUUAACGUUGUGAGUCUCUCCGUGUCUUUGUGUAUCUACAGCUCUGUGGCCGAGCAGAAGACCACGGUUAGCAUCCUUGACGACAUCGGCAGCAUGUUCGAUGACCUGGCCGACCAGCUGGACGCCAUGUUGGAGUAA